Molecule: messenger RNA, 46173 nt
Organism: Pelobates cultripes (western spadefoot toad)
Lineage: Eukaryota; Metazoa; Chordata; Amphibia; Anura; Pelobatidae
Source: the annotation of a GenBank genome assembly
AUGGUUUCUUACAUAAUGCUUACCAGUUAUUUUUUUUUUAUUUUUUUUUUAGGAGAUGGAAUAGACACAUAUGAAAAACAAUUUUCAGAACUUCAGCAAAGGUUGUUUCGUGCAGAACAAGAAAAUCAAAAGAGAUCUCGAGAUUUAAGCACUGUUCUUGAUGAAAUAAAGCAAGCAGUGGCAGAGAAAAGAUAUGCAUUUGAGAAUCACACAGGUAGUAGCGAUUUGAUAUUUGUAUUCCUUGUAUAUAGACGUAUAAGCGUUUGAUAGCUCAAAUGUGUGCCGUAUUGGAGAUCAUAAAGCACUAAAGGGUUACUACGAUGUACUUGAGGGACAGCCAGAGUUUUUCUACAUUAAGUACACCUGUGAACAAGAGCAAUAUGUAUUGAUGGCGUUUGGAAACUAAUUAUAUUUAAAGGAGAAUGCCAAGCACCAUAACGAUUACAGCAUGCCAUAGUACUUAUGGUGCCAGGAAUGCCCUGACCCCCUCUUGGGAGAAGAGGGGGAUUAAACAUACAUGGGCUCCACCAGGUCAUCUGCCCCUCUAAAUUCACAAGCUUUGUCCACUGAGUCUAGUAGUGCAGGGCAGAGUGAUUAGUUGAUGCUCUGUCAGUGACCUGUUCCUGUACUGGGUGGCUUAGCUCGAUGGAACUAAUGGAAGAAAAUGUUUUGUCCCUGGAGCAUAGUGGUGGGAUCUAUUAUUUGUGUAUCUUUUGGAUCUUGAAGAGCUUAAAUAUAUAGACUCAGUGAUAAGGGGUAUAGCAAUUAAGAUUGGGUAGGAAAUGUGUCCAUUUUGUUGAUUUGCUGUUGGAUAUAUUCCUCUAAAUGAAAAUGUAUCCUGAGCUUGACCACAACAAUCCUGCCGUUAGGCAUGUGGUCUCUAUGUGCAUAGGGGGCAAUAAUUUAUUGUCACCAGUUUGGCCAGGCCACUCAUGUCAAGGGCUUACAGAAUGUGUCACGGUUAUGUUACUUGUGCUAAAACCACGUCAAGGACUGUAAUUUUCCUUGUAGACCUUCACUCCUUUACAUUUUGUCAUCUCUCAUUUGCAGUUUAAUAAUUACACCUCUUCCUAUUUGCACCUUAUUGUCCACCUCUAUAUUUCCCCUAUGAUUUUCACUUUCAUUUGUGGUUAUCCGCUUCUCUUCCCUUUCUCGUUUUGUCGUAUAACUUUUUUCAUACCAUUAGGUGUGGACAUUUUAUAAUGAGUGUGUGUAUACACAGUAAAGAUGUGAUAACCUCUGCAGCUACUAAACAUCUGCCCCUUUAUGCCUACUCCUUCCUUGCCACUGCCAGUGCUGGACUUUGACCAGUCAAACAAUUCUUGUAGUGAAGCAUUGAUGAUAAAUCUCCCCUCCAAAGUUUCUAACAGAGAUUGAUGGUUUUAUCUUGAUUUUGGAACUAUAGCUGCGAUAGCUGCUGUGGGCUGCUCUAAUCCAGUGCAGAUUCACGCUCACAGGUGCUGGGAGGAAGUGAUCUGUGAUCACUUCUUUGAAGUGCUGCAAUGUGUGUAUUGAGAAUUGCCUGUCACCACCUGCAAUCACCGGUUAGGUUGUACUAGCAAAUAUCUGAUGUCUCACUGGAAGUCCUGAUGGCUCAGAGCCUGUUUGGCUCUAUCAGCCUUGAGUACCGUGCAAAGACAGCUAGAGUGCCAUAGGUUGCUGACCUCUGGUAUUGCCAGUGUUUCAAGCACAAACUCUGUUCAUACAAACUGCUUGCUCUGACAACUUCCAAUAGCAGUAGUGAUCAUGGAGGCUGGUAACUCUUAAAGCAUGAUUUUAUUUUUAUUUUUUGUAUGUGCACAUUGAAAUGGUGACUUGCGCAGUAUAGUUAUUGUAGACAAAAAUUCUUAUGUUCAGCCAACUACGGUAUGGAUAACUUGGUUACAUAAAACUAAACCUAGAAUUGAAAACUUAGUCAUGUUCUGGCCAUGUAAUCAUAGUUGCAUAUUCUGUGUAAUAUAUGUGUAGCAAACUCGCCCCUUUAACGGAGUUUGCCAUGUAUUCUUGGAGGGGGAUGCUGGCCCACCUCCUACCCAGUGAUUAUGGUCCCGAGAAGAUGUGGCCCUUUAAGUACAAUAUUUGGGCAUAUUGGAUUUGUAUGGUGCUGCUAGCCCUUUAAGAACCAUUUUGGGGCAUGGCUAAAAUUUGGGACAGAGCCCCUAUAAAUCUAUGUCCCCAGACUUUGGAAAUAACUUUUAAAUGGCUUUUUCCCUUAUGGUUCGGUAAUUUGGGCUUACCGAUCCAUUCACUGCACAGGUGGACCACACAGAACUGGAAGUGUGCAGGCAAUUUACCUCCCAGGCUGGGAGCCUGCUGUAGGUAAAUUGCCGAACGCUGGGGGGCCGCCGUUCGCGCAAACGAACACGUGGUGGCGGCCAUCUUUUUUUAUUCAAUGCGGUCAGCGGUGUGUGUAGCCAAAUUCAUGGAACUGAAAUUGGCUACACAGUUCCGCGAACACGGCUGAGCCUUACCUUCUCCCACAAUGAUUUUGCAGCAGCAGAGACUGCUGCAAAAUCAUGGGACUUCGUAGUUUUUUCAGCCUGAAAUAGACCGACCGCACAGCCCAAAUCUAUGGAACUGUUUUGGGCAUGAAAAAAUGUGCUUGCGGUCGGUCAAAAAGGGACCUCCAGCUAACUUUUUAACCCCUGGAUGGAAUUGGCUGAAUUUUGGAUAUGUUUAUAAUUAAAGUGUGCUGAGUUUGUUUGUGGCAUGUAUAUUUUUGAAGUUAUGAAUUUUGUAAAAACUGUAUUUCUCUGCCUGUGAUAAUUAUAUUAACCGUUGUGUUCAGUAAUCAUAUCACAGGCAGAGGGGAGGAUUUUGUGUGGGAGUGUCUGUGUGUACUGUACGGAUUGAUUGGUUGUAUUUCAAAACCCUGUGGACAGUACUAUGUUUGUGGAUUGUGAAUAAAAGAGGCUGUAUGUGCCAGUACAGACAGUUCUACUUCACCCUCAAUUUGGAGUGCUGUCUCUUAUUGGGGGAAUCUGCUACAAGGGAUUGCUAUGCUUGUCAUACUCCCUUGCUAAAUCACUACUAAGCUCUUGUAAGAGCUGGUUCCUGCCUUACUCUCUGGAGGAGUCUACGGUGGUUAUGGUGUCGGCUGGAGUGUUUGGAGCCCUCAGGAAGCGCUAGGAGCAUCCAUCAACGCAGGUACCCAGUCGGGGUGCCAGGUGAUCCGUUACAAUAUGUGUAUUUGUGAACCAUCUGUCUUUAUAUAAAAUAGUGUAUGUGUAUGUGUGUGUAAGUACUAGUAAAUAUUAGAGCACUUGAAAUACUAGUUGUUUGAACUUCACCACAUGUUGUGUAUUCCUGAGAACUUGAACAGGAUACAAAUCAAACUUUAAUUUUCAUUUCUUUUGUUUAUUCCUCGGGGCAUACUUGUUUCUCCCCUUGUCAUGGCUAGAAGAGCAAACACUGCUUUGAGAAACUAAGUACAUACUGUUGUAAGCAUGAGGUUAAUGCUAGACUAAUAAUAAACUAUGAUACGAUUGACAUACUAAUCAGUUUUGUACGUGACCGAUUAUAUAUAACAGUAGAAAUAUCUGCCCUUUGAAAAUUGUUCCUCAACGUUUUAUGGUUUGAAGUAGAACACUGGUAAUAAAAAAAGAUCACACGCAAUAAAUUCUGGGUCCUGACCUGUUAUUUGACAAUUGGAGUUUCUCAAUGUCUGACAGCUGUUCAGUUCACCAAUCUGUGAGUAAAUGUAAAUAACAAGUUUUCCCUGCACAACAAUGCAUUGCCAUUUACAUUGUAGCCAGUGGUUUUGUACCAGUAUACUGUACGUGUCCACAAACCAUAUUUAAAAAAAAUUCUAAAUUAAAUAUAUUAAAAUGAAAAAAAAUCUACAUAGUUUUACAGCAAUUGUUCUCAAAGAUGCAUAUUCAAUUUUCAUACAGAGUCAACAAUGAGAAUGGCAAUUUUUCAGGAUGGGUCCAAGCUUGUGCAGAUUUAUUUCAUGUGUAUGUUUGUCUUGUUGUCAGUCAUACAAAGUGCUUUUUGAUAUUUAAUUGUCUGCCUUAUCAGUCUUGUGAAAGAUCACUGCAUUGCUUUAAGAAAAACAUGCAUUAUUUAUCACGUCGUCUUAGAUCAUUCCUGCUUUUUUGAGUGGUUGUGUUUUUGUUUUGUUUUUCCCCAUGUUUGUUUUGUAGAUUUGCAAAAAGGCCAAAGGACUUUAUAUCAUUACCUUCUUUCUCUCAGAGGAAAUAUAAAUUCCUCACCAGCUCUACACAGUUGUUCACCAAUUCUAUUCUAUAGUGUGACUUUUUUUUUUUUUUUUAAAUAAAUGUAUAACAAACAUUACUGAGAGAUGGGGGAAAAAAAAAUAAAAAUAAAAAAAUAAAAAAUAAAUAAAUAUAUAUAUAUAUAUAUAUAACUCUCUAGCAAUUGGUAUAAAUUAUUUACUCAAAUUGUUAAAUUGAUUACCUUUUUUUUUUUUCCUCUUGCAGUUGAAGAGAUAAAAUGGAAAGUAUUGAACAUGUCCAGCAAGUUACCAAUGCAGUUUUCCAAUAUCUACAUGUUCCUUCCUCACCUACUGGGGCACGAAGAUAAUCUGCAGCCGAAUGUCCUUUACGGACAUGGAAGAACAGGGGGUGAGGAUAUAAGGUUCCAUAUGCUGAUCAAAAACAUGCUUGAAGUUUGUACAUUUUGGCAACAGUCCAGAUCCACAGCUACCACAAUGCACCUUAUGACAGACAGUAUUAUGGAAAUUGCCUUUUAUAACAUCUGGGAAACAACCUUUUAAGCCCCUCAUACUAAAAUAUAUACAUUAAUUUGGGGGGGGGGCAGCAUUUUUAUAUAUUUUCGAGUUAAUAACAAACUGACUUGUAGAGCCACAACAGCACGUCCACGUAACAUAUGACAUAUGCAAUACAAGACAUCCUGGUGUUACAAUUCGCUCAAUUUAAUAAUACCGGCUGAUAGGUUAUAGCGAGGUGUGAUGGCUAGAUUUAGGGGGAGUAUGGGCCAUUCGUCUAGGGGAGUAUAUCAGCACUCCACCUGAUAAACCGUAAAGAUGCCUGAGUUGCGGUGGUUAAGUGUUUUCUAUGAGUGUAGUCUAGUCUGAGUAGCGAUCUGUAAGUGUGUCACUGUUGGGUUUUAUGUAGUGAUCAGGUCACUGGAGGUUAUUGGUGUUGGCUUCAGUUUACAGUGUGCUGUUUUCUAGCGAAUGUUGCUUCAAUUAAGCUGGAAUAGGUCCGAUGGUGAAGUGUAGUCGUUUUGUGAGAUUCUAGGUGUAUAUGUUAGUUCAUGUAGGAGUUUGGGUGCAUUAUAUAGACUAUCUAGGCCGGUAGGGUGCCAGCAUGAGGGGGGGAUUUCUCUAUUUGAUUGCGUGGUGCAAUUUAGGGAGGUUGGGCUCCUAUGCAGGUUGUACUAUUACCCCAGGAUGAUGAGGGGUGGGAGGAGGAGAUUUUAUAUCUUCGGAGCAUAGAGGCAUGUUGGUAGGGUGUGCCGUCUUGUGUGUGGUGAGCCUGUGAAGUGUGUGUGUGUGUUUUGCAACGUAACGGGUAAGGUGGUCAUAGUUAACCACAAUGGAGGAAUACAAUAUGUGAGCAUGUCAUUGUGGUCCUAUUGAGAGCCUUAUGUAGCCGGUUGGAGUUGGCUCAGGUCUUCGCUCCCCUCUUCUCUCUGGGUGCAAAGUUCGCCGCAGUGCAUGCGGUUUGGGGUUGGGGGCUACGUUGUUGCGUUAAGUUCUCGGUAUGCUGGAGUCCCAGCAUCGCCAGCAGAGCUGGGCCAUCCUUGGAGUCAGUGGCCUUGAAAUGUUGUCCAACUUUUGUUACCCAGAGCGUCCCUAGUGUCGCCCAUUUGUAAGAGAUUCCUGCUGCGUGGAGUGUUUUUGGUUAAGGAUUGCAUAGUUUUGCCCUGCUUAAGUCCCGAAAAAAGGAAAGUUUGCAUGUUUCAAAGUCAUAGGGUGCAUUUUCUUGUAAUGCAGCUAGCAGUCCCAACUUUAGAGAUUCUGUAUACCCCGUUGAAUCCAAAGGUUUUGGCCUGUCUCUUUAUAAUAUUUCAACAAAUAAAAAGGGUUUGUGUAAAUAAUAUCUGUAUGUACAACAUUUUAGUAUUUUUUUUUUCUUUUGCAACCAUAGAGGUGUUACUGAACAUUUUGUUACUGAUAUUAAAUCUAAUAUUUGUGUGUGUAUGAUAGGCAGUAGACGUGUGCAAUUCGUUUCGGUCCGAAUGUGAAUUCGGACAAAUUUUGGGCAAUUCAGACAUUCGGGUACCUCCGAGUGUCCGAAUAGAUGACUUGCCGAAUGGUUGAAGUCCUGAAAUUCCUAAAGUUCCCGAAGUUUCCGAAGCACAGUAUUGCCUAAGAACUAAUAAACUUACCCAGUGAAAGAAUGAAGAAUGUUACUGUAUACAAUUUUAAAUAAAAAGUAUGCAAACAUAGCCAGGAUUCAGCUGUAAGCAUUUGCAACACUUACAACAAUCAAGUAACAUACAUUCAUAUAAAAUAUAAGUUACUUAGCCAGUGAGUGUAAUGGCAGGAAUGAAUAAGUAGAUAACUCCCUAAUUCCCACAGUAUUAGGGAGCGAUCUACUAAAAGGCUGAAAGACUUAAAUUGGUCUUUCAGCCAAAUUUACUAAUACUAAGUAAAGAUUACUUAGUAUUAGUAAAUUAUGCCCCUACUCGCUAUACUGCGAGUAUGGGCAUGUUUAUUAAACAGUGAGCAGCCUAAAUAAAAAAAAGUCUCCCCCACCCAUGCUGCGCAAGUGGGGACCUCUAACCUGAAGGGGGGGACAUAUUGCACCCCGGCCCUACAGUAAAAAUAGGGGGGGGGACAUAAUGUCCUCCCCCCUGGCCCCCACCCUUGAGUGACGAGUGGGGGCCCUAAAUACCAAUUGGUGGGACGGGGGACCUAUUGUCCUCCCCCCCCACCCCUGAGUGGCGGGUGGGGACCCUAAAUAAAAAUGUUACCCCCCCAGGUGACUAGGGGUCCCCAAACCUCUAGUUGCCCCCUCAUCCCCCCAAAAAAAUUAACCAACUACCUCCCUCCCUCACCCUUAAAAUUAUGACGGGGAGACCUUUAACUAAGUACCUGUAAAAUAAAUAAAUAAAACUUACCAUUCAAUGUUUUCUUUCUUCUAAAAUCUUUUUUCAGCCCCAAUAAAGGCCAAAUAAAAAAUCCAUAAUAACAGACGCAAUUUUAAUAAAAAAAAAGAAAAAAAAUUAUCCAUCUUCACCCGGCGAGGGCUCCACGCAGACUGAGCUCUGCAGGGCGGAGGAAGGCAUGCCCCGCCCUGCAAUUAGGCUCAGAGCACGAUUGGUGGGUUUAAGCCACUUAUAAGUAUUUAGGGCCCCCACCCGCCGCUCUGGGGUGGGGGCUAAGGGGGAGGACAUUAGAUCCCUCCCCCCCUUAUUAGUAUUUAGGGCCCCCACCUACCGCUCAGGGGUGGGGGCCAGGGGGGAGGACAUUAGGUCCCCCCCUUAUUUUACUGUAGGGCCAGGGGGGUGGGGGCCAGGGGGGAGGACAUUAGGUCCCCCCCCUUAUUUUACUGUAGGGCCACCACCCGCUGUUUUAGUUUAAAAGCCCACAUUUGCAAGGGGGAACCCUAUUUUUUUUUUUUUUUUAACAGUGAGCAGCCACAGGCUGCUCACUGUUUACUAGAGAUAUCCCUACUUGCGGUAUAGCGAGUAGGGGCAAAAUUUACAAAUACCAAGUAAUUUUUACUUAGUAUUAGUAAAUUUGGUUGAAAGACCAGUUUAGGUCUUUCAGCCUUUUGGUAGAUAACUCCCUAAUACUGUGGGGAAUUAGGGGGUUAACUACGAUGCAGCUGCAAGAGAAGCGUCGAAGUGCUGAAUUGCGGAUGUCCCGAAUUUCGGAAAGACCGAACCGAAAAUUUUCCCCAUGCUCAUGCCUAAUAGGCAGCACAUGGGUGUACAGGCAUGGGCAAGUAAUGUUCUGGCUACACCAGCAUGUGAAAUAGUGUAAACUUGCAUCUGUAAGUAGUGGUAACAGAAUUGCUAGAAAAUGUUUAGAUUUGUUUAAAAAUAGUAACUCUCCUCACUCAUCUGUCAAUUCUUGGCAUAUAGGUGUUUAGGCUUCUAUCAUAAGGUGAAUGCAGAGCAUUCCUGGAUUGGUCACUGGGCAAACAAUGCAAAUGUGUACCACACUUGUCAUGUGCCAAACACUGACUUAGCCUUUUAAAAUGUCUUGGGUUGAAGGCCGAAGGGGAUCUCCCCGACUGAUCUUAAUCAGCCCGCUGUUGCUUGCCGUUUCCCACCCAUUGUGCUCAACAUGUGGCAAUAAGGGAGAGCAGGGAAUUUAAAGGGACACUAUAGUCAACAGGACAACUACAGCUUAUUGCUUUUGUUCUGGUGAGUAUAAUCAUCUCCUUCAGGCUUUUUGCUGUUUUAAGAGAAAAUGCAGUGUUUACAUUACAGCCCAGUGAUAACACCACUGGCCACUCAGAUGGCUGCUAGAGCUGCUUCCUAUCUCAGUCUUGCCUAGUGUGCAUCACAACGUUUAGUGUCUCCGCCCUCUGCAUGCAGACACUGAACUUUCCUCAUAGAGAUUCAUUGAUUCAAUUCAUCUCUGUGAGGAGAUGCUGAUUGGCCAGGGCUGUGUUUGAUUUGUGCUGGCUCUGCCCCUGAUCUGCUUCCUUCACAAUCUUAGCCAAUCCUAUGGGGAGGCAUUGUGAUUGGCUCAGAAUAACACUUCUGAUGUCAGCAGACGGGGGCAGAGCCAGCAGCUUCAGGCUUGAAUACAAGUAAGGAGGGAGGCAAGAGAGGACCUGGGGGGCUAGAUGGUGGUUUUAACCCUAUAGUGCUCAUUUAAAUGUAUUUUAGAGGGGCCAAGCUGGUUUGGCCAGCCUGACCCAGAAAGUAUCGUAGAUGCUCUUUCUGUUGCUGACCAGAUUUUAUUCCAAGAAUUGACUGGCUGGAGAGAGUAGAAGAGUUCCUACAGGCAGUAAUCUUGUAUCUUUUGCAGCAAGCAUGUCAAACUCGUGGCCCAUGGGCCGCAUGCAGCCCACAAUGAAUAUUUUUGUGGCCCAGCGAGCCACGAGUUUGCCAUGCUUGCCAUGCAUGCCAUGCUUGCGAAAGCAGAGUAGGCACCUGCUCUCCCCACAUUGCAGUUGCCUAAAAUUACCCGGCCGGGAUGGAGAUAAACCUGGCGGCAGCGAGGGAGCUGUGUCUUCCUGCUCCCUUGCGCGCGUCCUCUGUAUCAUUCUGGCACCCGGCAUCCCUAAACUGCGCGCGUGAGGAGCAGGAAGACUGAGUUUCCAAGAGGGAAAGAUCAGGGAGAGGCCCUACACCAGCUCCCCAAGGUAGGGAGCAAUAAAUAAAAUUGUGUGUUGAUCAGUGUUGGGAUGUCUGCGGCCUGGACAGAGGAGGACCUGGAGGUGCACGGAGGCACGAAACUCCACGUCCAGGGCCAGAUUAAGAGCCCAGUGUGCCUGGUGCUGACAAUUAUGAUAGGGCCUAAUUACAGAAUCUUAUCGACCAAAAACACUAGAACAGUCAUACCUCUAAAGCGUCAUGUAUCUGAUGGAGUUGGUGUUGGAGGGAAACUCAAAGGAUGCAGCUAUAAGAAUACACAUACUCUAUGCUAAUCUCUCUCUAAUUUAUGCUUUCAUCUUUCAAGUAAAUCCAUACCCCCUAACAGUAGUGUCCAGUGAAGCCGGAAGUCAAUGGGCGGGGUAAAAGGGUGGACCACUGAUGCGAAUCACGUGACCAGAACUGCAAAAGGGGCAAACAUGCCCAAAAAGGGGGCAUGUUUGUCAAAAGAAUUGGAAGGCCAGCAUGGCAUCAGUGUCCCUAUGUAUCACAGUGUCAGUGUCCCCAUGUUGCCCAGUCCCCUAGUCUCGCAGUGUCUGUCCCCAUUUCUCCCAGUGUCCCCAUGUCUGUGUCCUGUGUCACUAGGAUACUAGGGGACACAGAGACUUGGGGACACUGGGAGACAUGGGGGCACUUGUGGAUACAGACAUGGGGACACUGGUAGACAUGUGGAUACAGACAUGGGGACACAGACAUUUGGGGACACUUGGAGACAUGGGGUCAUAGACACUAGGGAGACAUGGGGACACAGACAUUUGGGGAAACUGACACUAGGGUCACUGAGAGACAUGGGAACACAGGCAAUGGGAGACUAGGGGACACAGACACACGGGGCACUUGUAGACAUAGACAUGGGGACACUAGGGACACAGACACUGGGAGACAUGGGGACACUGACACACUAGGGACACUGGGAGACAUGGGGACACUGGGAGACAUGGGGACACAGACGUUUGUGGACACUGGAUGGGAGACAUGGGGACACUAGGAGACAUGGAGACACUGUGUCCCAAUGUGUCUCAGCGUUCCCCAUGUCUCAGUGUCUCAAUGUGUCCCCAAGUGUCUUAGUGUCCCCAUGUCUCCCUGCUGCCUUUCCCUCCAUCUCUCACAUACCUGAGCUGUAGGCUGUCUCUGCAGGCUGGGAGCUGCUGUCUGGACUCUCUGUGCUGUAACUUCCUAUCCCUGCCUCUCUCCAUACACAGUGACCCCUACUGGCCGGUGCUGGUAAUGCAGAGUAAUCUCCGUUUAUACUGAGAAAAAUAUUUGCAUUUGUAUUGCCGGUAUUACUGCAAUGACGUCACAGCCAGGCAGCCUCAAAUAGCAGCUUUGCCUUAAAAUACCAGUCAGAUGGCAAACCUAGGAGUAGUGUGGGUAAAAAAAUAUAUAUAUAUAUAUAUAUAUAUAUAUAUAAAACAAAAGUAGUAAUGCACUCCACCUUCCUUGAUGUACUUGCCCGGUGCUUAUCAGCAAACAGAUACAGCCAAAAGUACAAGAUAGCACUCCAGGGACUUCCAAGUUGAAUGAAUAAAACUUAGCUUUUAUUAGCUCAAAAUAAAAAUCAGCGUUUCAGUCUGUAAGACUUUCAUCAGAGAUCUGAUGAAAGUCUGUGAUACAGACUAACUUGAAAUUUUAGUUGACUAAUAAAACUAUUCAUUUAAAAUACUAUUUGUACCUAUAUAUAUAUAUAUAUAUAUAUAUAUAUAUAUAUAUAUACACUUUUUUUUUUUUUUUUUUUUAAUGGGCCUAUUCCAUCGGCUUGGUUUACGUGAAGUCUUAGGGCACCUAAUAACCUCCUAAAUUUGGUUGUGUGAAUUACAUUAUGUAGAUUUGUUUAAUCCAACAACAAUAAUCUACAAUUCUUCAUUAUUCUAAAGAAACCUUAAUUGCAGAAUGAAGGAUUGCAGUAUCAAUCUCAGAUAUUCAGGUCUAAUCCAAAAAACAGACAUUCUGCUAAUUUAAUUUGUAAAUUUUACAGGCAAUGGCUUAUAUUGUAUACAUUGUCAUUAAGAGGAUUCAUUCAACUGUCAGCUUGUUAAAAGCUGUUUUGAGAAUCAAAAACUGGAUUGUAUUUGGUUGUUCUAGAUGUGCUACUGUACAAGAUAUGGUCAACCCAGAUUCUUUGGCACCGUAUAUUCUUUCAUUUGAAAAAUGUGUACCUUCCCCUCUUCGUUUGACUUUUUACAAAAAGGCCAAGCUAAAGGGGAUCAUAGAUUUGGCAUUUGUCAUGGUGCUGUGCUAAACCUCAACUGCCUGCGUUUGACAGACCAGAGGAAAGACAACUGUAAUAAAAAGGUAUAUUCUAAUAAUUAGCACAUUAGUUGCGCAGAUCAUAGAAAAUUCUGAUUUCUGCAUUAAAGGGGACACUAAAAAAAACAAAACGAUCACCCUGGCGAUGACUUGAAUUGCUUCCCUGCACACUUCUAAAUCAAUAUAUACAAAAGGAGAAGCUUAAAAAGUAAACCUAUUUUACAGACAUUCUUGCCUCCUGCCCUAUUAAUUACCUGCUAGAGUUUGCACUGGUUUGCUGUGUGUAAUUAAAAUUUUGUUUACAGAGCAGUAGAUAAUGUGUUUUAAAAUGGGUUUGAAAAUUUAAUUAAAAAUUGUAUUUAUAUAUUUGUCAUGGUGUGACCUACGGCCAUAUUAACAAAGAUAUUUAACUCCUAAGUGGCAGAGAAUUGAGCAGUGCGACAAGAGGCAUGAUCUGUAUACCAAAACCACUUUAUUAAGCUAAUGUUGUUUUGGUGUUUAGAGAAUGCCUUUAAUGGACAUGUUUCCUGUAGCUGAGACCAACACAGGGCCAUACUGGCCCACCAGGAUACCGUGAAAUUUCAUGGUGGCCCGGGGGAACUGGGGCUGCACAGUACAGCAGCCCUUCCUCGACCCACCCAGUACACACACUUACAUUCGGGGCCUUAAGAGUUAAGGUCCCUUCUUACCUCUGGAAGGCACUUUACUUUAUCCACUCGCGAGCAUCAAGUGCUGGAAAACUAAGUUUUAAUGCUACUCCCGAGUGAGACAAUAUGAGCAGAGAGCUAGCAGGAGCCUGGAAUAAAUGCAGGGAGGAUGGCAGUCCUGGUUCCUGCCUGACAGCCUUCACACACAGGAAGCAUGUGACCUAGCAAUCAGGCACAGCAGGGCAGCCCACACGGGUCUUCUGAAGUUUCGCUUCCUGUGUGUACAAUGCGGUCAGGCAGGUUGCUGGGAAGGAGCAAGGUGUGCUCAGUUGGCAGUAGCACCCAGGUAUUUCAUGUUCAUUUUACUGUUUCUUGAGUGUGUUUGGUGUGUAUUUUUUAAUUGUGUUUGUGUGUCGGUAUGGAUUGCGCUGUGUGUGUUUGUGUGUCGGUAUGGAUUGCGGUGUGUGUGUUUGUGUGUCGGUAUGGAUUGCGCUGUGUGUGUUUGUGUGUCGGUAUGGAUUGCGCUGUGUGUGUUUGUGUGUCGGUAUGGAUUGCGCUGUGUGUGUUUGUGUGUCGGUAUGGAUUGCGCUGUGUCUGUGUGUGUCGGUAUGGAUUGCGCUGUGUCUGUGUGUGUCAGUAUGGAUUGCGCUGUCUGUGUGUCGGUAUUGAUUGCGCUGUGUCGGUAUGGAUUGCGCUGUCUGUGUGUGUGUCGGUAUGGAUUGCGCUGUGUCUGUGUGUGUGUGUGUGGGGUAUGGAUUGCUGUGUCUGUGUGGGGUAUGGAUUGCUGUGUCUGUGUGUGUGUCGGUAUGGAUUGUGUCUGUGUGUGUGUGUGUGUCGGUAUGGAUUGCGUGUGUCUGUGUGUGUGUGUGUGUGUGGUGUGGUGUCUGUGUGUGUGUGUCGGUAUGGAUUGCGCUGUGUGUGUGUGGGGUAUGGUGUCUGUGUGUGUGUGUCGGUAUGGAUUGCGCUGUGUGUGUGUGUGUGUCGGUAUGGAUUGCGCUCUGUGUGUGUGUGUGUCGGUAUGGAUCGCACAGUGUGCAGGGAUGUAUUUACCACAAGGCAAACAAGGCAUUUACCUAGGGCGGCACUUUCGGGGGGGCGCCAAAAAUGCCAUCCCAAGCUUUCCUUGUGUUCUGGGGCUGUCCACCUUACUGUGAGUGUAGCUGUCAGUGUGUGUCUGUGAGUGAGUGAAAGUGUGUGUGUCUUGCAGUGAGAAUGGGUGUGCCUGUGAGUGUGUGUCAGUGUGUGUGUCAUUUUAUGUGUAUCUGAGAGAGUGUGCCUGAGUGGGUGUGUCAUUGUGUGUCUGUCAGUGAAGUGUGUGUUGGUUAAACAGUGUGUGUACUUAUGACUGUAUGUGUGUGCCAAUGACUGUGUAUCUGUCAGUGAGUGUAUAUCAGUGCAUGUAUCAAUGAGGGAAUGUGUCUCUCAGUCAAAAAAGUGGCCUUUACUCGAAUUGGGGGGUCAAAUUUAGAUUUUGGGGGUCCCCGAAUUUAGUCGUGCCUAGGGCAGCACAAAUCCAAAAUACACCACUGGCUGUGUGUGCGCUGUGUGUGUCGGUAUGGAUUGCGCUGUGUGUGUCGGUAUGGAUUGCGCUGUGUGUGUCGGUAUGGAUCGUGCUGUGUCCAUCCGGCGGUAUGGAUCGCACUGUGUCCAUCUGGCAGUAUGGACAAACGUAAUCUUAUAAAUGUUUAAAAUAUAUAUAUUUUUUAUUCUGAAGAAGGUCCCUGUGUGGACCGAAACGUCGAUUUUUGUUACUAGAUGAAAUAACUUUUGCAUUAGAAGACAGUGAGUGCAGCCCAUUCUUUCACUAUUUAGGUGAAUAUAAACAUCCCCAUAGGACUGGCACCCGGCAAGUAAAUGUAUUAAAUGUAUUAUUUUUCUAUAUAUGAACAUAGCGCGUGAGUGCAAGGAACCCAUUAAUUUAUUUAUAUAUAUAUAUAUAUAUAUAUAUAUAUAUAUAUAUAUAUAUAUUUAUAAAUAUGUGUGUGUGUAUUAUAUACAUUUGGAAAUUAUGCACAUGUAUAUAAAAUGUAACAAGGGUUUCACAUUUGUCAAAGGGUUAUUGACAAAUUCAUUUAUGUUAGGAAAUGAAAAUUUAAAUUGUAUAGUUUAGACCAAAAUAGCCAAUAGUAAAAAUCCAAGUUCACUACAGUUUGACCAUUGUAUCAUAAUUUUUGGAAUUUUGAUUUUAAUCCACAAAAAAUAUUAGUUUAGUGGAUAAUCCUGCCAUUCUCCUAGUCUUUCAGUGAGUGCACUCAUUUGAGGACUAAACAAAAUAACAUUUAUUUAAAUCAGACAAGCAGCAGCAUCUAGUCAAUGUUUUACUCCCAUUACUGGACUAUUCAAGGUUAUGGGGAUGAAACAUUGAUGUAAGAUGUUGCAUAUCUGAUUAGAAUAACACCUUUGCGACGCAUGACACAAAUUUUCGUCCUGCUUGUCCUACUGUUAAGGACACAUGACGACAAAUGUCCGUCAUUUACUAAAGUUAACCCCUGAUUGCAGGUCUGCCUCGGUAUCGUGCCGUCCCUGCAGCUGUGAUUGCUCAGACAGCCUGCCAGAGCCAUUUUUCUGCUAGCUUGUACCAUGUUAGUGGUAAUAAGCCUUUUUUUCCUUCCUUUUUGACACAUAAGUGCUACGGCUGUAUAAUAAUUUAUAUGUUGCUCAGCUAUGUCGUCUGAGCACAACAAUACCCCCGUAUGUACUAGACAUGCAAUUUGUUUUGUUACGAAUGCAAAUUCUGACAAAUUUCAGAAAUUCUGACAUUCUGAUGCUUCCAAAUGUCAGAAGUGCCGAAUUUCGGAAGUGCUUUGGAUUUCUGAAAAGUGGCAAAAUAAGAGAGAUUUGGGGUUGGGAUAGGCUUAGUGGUUGAGGUAGGGUAGACUUAGUGGUUAUGGUUGGGGUAACCCUACCUCUAACCCGAACCCUUCCCCUGCUUGAAGUCCUGAAUUUCAGAAUGCCAAACCGAAUAUUUUUCCCAUGCACAUCCCUAGUAUGCAAGGUAUAUGUGGGCAUUGAAGGGGCACAUUUGAGACACACAGCCUUUCCAGUUUUUUUUCAAAGUUGGAAUUUCUGCACAGUGUUAUCAAAUUAAAGCCCUUCUUUCCCUCUAAAAAUUGGUAUAUAAAACAUGUGUUUGUGCAAUAAAUGAGAGCUGCAAAUUGCAAAAAAUGCAAAAUGGCUUGUGUCCUUAAGGGUAAGACAAACUUUUGAAGCGGUGUCAUUAACCCCUUAAGUACCGCGGGCGCUCUAUGCCGUCCUUAACUUUCUAGCCGUCCUUAACUUCCUAGCCGUUCUUGCCACCCAUUUGGCCAGCACCAUUACCCCGCUGAAGAUUGCGGUCUGGGGGCAUGCCUGGCCCCCCAGGCAGCCCUCCUGUGCUCGGAGACCGCGGUCUGCAGCUUCCAAUCGCAGUGACAGGCUGUGAUUUGAAAUUGGCUGACACAUGGAGCCAGCUGCAUUCUCCUGCAGCAGAUCGCCCCCCCCAUGCAGCCCCCUUGCUGUCAGUGACAGCGAUCUGCACAGGCUGCAGUCUGAUCGCACUGACAGGUUGCCAUAGCCUUUCAGUGUGAUCAGUGUUACUAUGUGUCAGCCUAUUGGCUGACACAUGUAACUGCAGCCAUUAGCCCCCCACAGAUUGCGGUGGGAGUCAUGCCUGUACCACCCACGCACUCCGCCUGUGGCAAAUUACCGCGAUCUGUAGGAGGUGAUCACAGUGACAGCCAGUCACUGUGAUCACUGUUAGUAUGUGUCAGCCAAUGAUCUCAAAUCGUUGAUUGCAGCUCCUGUGAAAGAAAGUUUUAAUACUUUAUAAAAGUUUUAAAAAAAUAAUUUUAUUUAACCCUUUCAGUGUGAUCACAGCAUAUUACUGUCAUCAGCCUGAUUAGGGCAUUUAGUACUUUUGUACUAUAUUUAAUUUUUAAUUUUUUUUGACCUUUUGUGUCAGUCGCAGUAACCAAAAUCUCCCUUAACCCUUUCCCCGCUGCCUUGAUCACUAUACUGUACAGUAUAUCUGCUGUACAGUACCGUAUCAGUGAUCACUGUGAUCAGAGGGCUCUCUGAUCAGACUGACCUUUUUUUAGGGUUAUUUUUAUAGAUCUAAAAAUAACCCUUUCAGUGUACUGAUUGCAGCUGCCUAUACUGUGAUCAGUACAGUUAUAUUAUUUUUUGAGGGCGGGUAGUAGGUGUUAGGCAGGUAGAUUAUAAUUAAUUACCCCUUUAGUUAAUUUGUCCCCCUAGAAUGGCACGUCGCUACUCAGCCGAGGAGGUGUAUGCCAUUCUGGCAGGCAGUGAUAGUGACACUCUGCAAGACAGUGACACGGUCACUGCCUCUGACAUUGAGCCUUUGAGUGAGACCUCAAGUGAUGGUGCCCCACCACCACUCACAAGAGGACGCUCAGCAAGCAAAAUGCCAGACGGAGACUGGGUGCCUCCAAACAUGAUGGCCCCAGAAAUAGCACCAGUAACAGUGGACGACUGCGAGCCAAUUCGUUUUUUUUUAGCUAUUUAUGUCAGACGAUGUAUUUGAGCUCAUGGCUCAGCAAACAAAUUUGUUUGCCAUGCAGUAUCUCUCUGCACAUCCAGGGUCCCAUUAUAGUCGCAUGAAUAUGUGGAGACCCAUGGAUGUCAGAGAUGAAGCGGUUUUGGGCUUUAACCCUAAUGAUGGGUGUAACGGACCGUUUUGCACACGAGAGGUUAAAAACCGUUUAGGCGAUAUUCCCCUUUUCAGAUGUACAGGCCGCUACUGCAAUCACCAAUCUCCCGAAUUGCAAACACAUGAAUUCACCAAUCUCCCGAAUUGCAAACACAUGAAUUCACCAAUAUCCCGAACUGUAACCAGGGGAAUGCUCAAAACUACUGAACAGGAAACACCCGAAUGCUGUAAACAGCCGAACAGGAAAAACCAUACGAACAGCUUACACUCCUGGCAAUCGCACUGUAACAGCAUACAAUCCAAUUCCCCCCCAAGAACAAGACGACACUUCGUUUGAGGAUCAAGCAGAACUGAUUUACUGGGGCUACCUGCCCGGCUUUUAUGCAGGUCUCCCACCUGGUGGACACUCCCCUAGGGGACCAGAUGGAAGACUGGGAAACAUAUUGGCCAUUAACCAAUCACAGACCUACACCUUUAAACACACCCACAAUGCAUCACAGUCCCUCCUCUCUAUCCUGGAGAUAAUUGGGAAUUAAUCCAAUUAUCUCCCAGGACAGAGGCAAAACUCCAUUGAGCACGUUACUAAAAAGACUCAAAAAUACCCACUGUUGCAAAUAAUUAACAAAACACAUACAUUCUACAUAUCCUCAGAUAGCUUAGAUCUGAGCGCACAUUAUUACCGAAUGGCGCUCAGAUCACAUAUAUACAGUUCAAUUGCCAUGGAGCCAAAGUCUUUCAUACAGUCUUUUGUUACACGAAUGGGCUCCAUGGCUUAGCUAUCUGGGGUGAUGCUGUUCAUCCGGUUAAACUACCGAAUGAAGAGUAAUUCAGUUCCACUACCGAAUGCAGAGGUAAGGAGGCUGGCGGCUCAGUGGUGUUCGCGCAAAUAAGUGUCCGUUUUCAGUUCCACAGUUUGGGCGCCGAACACCGCUGGCCGUUAAGAGAGUAAAAAUGGCCGCUGCCACGUGUUCGGCAAACGAACAAAGGCCACCCAGCAUUCGUCAAUUAAGCUGCGGUUAACCGCAGCUUCUGGGCGGUCAAUUGACGGCACACUCCAGUUCCCAGGUGGUCCAUCGUUCGGUACUUUGUUCGGUAGAUUGAAUCUACCGAACACCCCGGCAGAAAGGCACGAAUAAGCCUUUCAGCAGGGAAAAUAAAAGGAUUUAAUUGCCGGGCCAUAAUCUAAAGGGAGCAGGCGAGCAACCAGGCUUCUCCAGUGCACAGUGGCGAGAUUGGUUCCGCCACAAUGGGUAUAGUUAAAAAGCCCAGUAUCAGGUCCUACUGGAGCAAGCAACGCAUCCUGGCUACCCCUCUUUUCCCUGAGGUUAUGCAGAGGGAUCGCUACCUGCAACUGCUGUGAUUCCUUCAUUUUAAUGACAACUCACUGUGUCCCCCUAGAAUCGACCCACUGUUUGGCCAUUUAUCCAACUCCUGUCAGACAAAUUUUCUGAAAAUUAUGUCCCCGAUAAAGAUAUUUCAAUUGACGAGUCCCUUAUGAAAUUUAAAGGUCGACUGCUAUUUAAGCAAUAUAUUCCAUCUAAGCGGUCCCAAAAUGGCGUUCUAUUUUAUAAAUUAUGCGAAUCCUGUACUGGUUACACAUGGGCGUUUCGCAUUUACCAGGUGAAGGAUAGCCAUCUUGACCCACCAGGAUACCCUGAUUCUGUGGGUACAAGUGGCAAGAUUGUUUGGGAUCUAAUCCUUCCCUUGUUAAAUAAGGGAUAUAGGCUAUGGGUUGACCAUUAUUAUACCAGUAUACAAUUAUUUAAAAAUGUAUAUUGCUUUGAAACCCUAGCCUGUGGCACAGUAAGGUUUCCCCCAAGCCCUGACAAAAGGCAGAAGCAGUAGAGGUUCCUCUUCAGCUCUCCGCCAGGAUGAGUUGCUUGCUCUUCGCUUCAGAGAUAGGAAAGAUGUAUACAUGCUGUCUACGAUGCACGACGAAAGUACAGUGUCUGUGAGAGGUCGCACUGCGCAUCUUGAAAAGACUACAGCAAGUUUAUUGGGGGAGUAGACUUGGCUGACCAAUGCAUACAGCCCUAUCUGGUGAACCGAAAAACUAGGACCUGGUGCAAGAAAAUUGCAAUCUACGUGAGCCAGAUUGCAAUUUUCAAUGCCUAUGUCCUCUAUAAAAAAGAGGUCAUAGGUAAGCCCUGCCCUUUCCUCGAAUUCACCCUGAGCCUUUUGUCUCGUAUGUUGUAAUGGAUCACCUGGCACCCCGACUGGGUACCUCCGUUUAAGGAUGCUCCUAGAGCUUACAGAGGGCUCCAAGCGCUCCGCAGACACCACAACCACUGCAGAUCCCACAAACCGCCACAGCUUGGUUGGGGUCUCGCCGUCUCCUACCCACCCUGGACCUACGACAAGGCUCCAGGUUCCAGUGGGUGAACCUCUCCUCCAAGAGAGGGAAACAGGAACAAACUCUUACAAGAGCUUAGAAGUGAUUAUCCAAGGGAACAUGCAGAGCAUAGCAAUCCCUUGUAGUGAUAUAGCAAUUCCCCAAAUAAGAGACAGGACUCUAGAUUGAGGGUGAAGAAGAAGUAGAGUAGAACGUACAGGUCAGCGAUGUUCGUGCAGUUGGGUAGCCGAAAACUGUUCCAUAGAUUUGGCUGCACACAUCGCUGACCGCGUUCGAAUGGGUUAAAAUGGCCGCUGCCACGUGUUUGGUAUUCGAAUGGCGGCCACUUCGACUGCAUCCAAAGUGCCAGUUUAAAAGUACAAAUCCUUUGUUUGGGCAUUAAAGGGCCAGAAACAGCAAUAUAAGCCUCCAGUAUGCCCACAUCAGUUCCUAGAAGGGCAAUACAUCCCAGAGCCAUAGUCGCAGGGCAGGAGGCUGGCAAACAGGCCUCUCCAAAAACCAGUGGCGAGGUUACUUUCGCCACAUAUGUUAUUUACCCAGCCCCCCAACCCCAGUUUGGAAUCAAGAGAUCUCCAAAGACUUUGUGGCAAACACUUCCCUUCCCGAAUCCCACCCACCCCCAGUAAAAAAAACUCCCCAAAGAAAGUGCCGUGUUUGCUACAAGAAAGGAGUCUGAAAGGACUCCAGUUUUUAUUGCCCAACCUGCCCAUCUCUACCCACCCAAAGUCUACCAUACAGAGCUGAACUUCUGAAUCACUCUGUAUGGGACUUUGGCAGUUUGUUUGCUUGAUUUCUUUGGAUUUCUGAACUCUGCUUGUCCUGACUACGCUUUGUUUAGCUGCCUGUACCGACCCAUUGGCUUGUUUUACUGACUACUCUGACUUCUGGAUUCCCCUGACCUUGGCCUGGCCCUGUUUACGCUAGCCAUUCUAAAGUGGCUACACCAAACAACUCAAAAUACUACAUUUGUAGUAAUUGAAAUAUGACUUCCCAAUAAAAAAACUAAUCACAGGGUUAAUGCUGCUAUUAGCACUGAAAGGGUUAAAAAAAAGUUUUUUUUUUUUUUUUUUUUAACUUCUCAAACUUUUCACACAGUAACUCUGUGACAUCAAAUAUCUCUCUGCUUCUUUCUUCCUUCAGAUCAAAGUGUAUGUGGGGAUACUGUUCUAUUCCUGUGAUGUAAUAAUAACCUGGAAACAUGGUACAUGUGGGUACUGUUAUAUUCAUUAGACAGUGUUAAAUCAAAAUACCAUGUCUCUAUUGCACUAACUAAUAUCAAGAUUAUGACCUUUCCAGUGAAAAUGCAAUUUAUCUAAAUAAAAAGACAAAAAUAAAAGUAGAAAUCGCUACAUGGGCCCAGCAUUUCUGUUAAAAUGGCUAGACCAAACAUCUCAAGUUAUGCCAUUUGGAAUACUCUGGGUUGCCUACUUUUGAAAAUGGUAUGCCAUAACGGUGGAAAUGUUAUUACCCAGGCUGCCAUGGUCUCUGAAAAGCCAUAUACGCCCUGAAAAUCAUUUUAAGAAACUUACAAGCUGAAAGGGCAUCUAAUAUUUUUGUCCCCGUGACUUCCCCCAAAAAACUGAAAAUCUGGUACAUGGGGGUACUGUUAUAUUCAGGAGACAAUGUUAAAUAAAAAUAGUGAGGCUUUCUUGCAAUAACUCGUAUCAGGAAUAUGAAAUGUCCUGUGAAAAGUAAGUACAUGUUUGUGAAAAGCACAAAAAAACCUAUAACCACUCUGGGCCCUUCAUUUCUGAAAAAGUGGUUAGAUUAAACCUCUCAAAUUAUGCCAUUUGUUAUACUCUGGGUUGCCUACUUUGCCAAAUUUCAAUGUGAAAAAGCAUAAAUGGAUAAGCCCUAUAUAUGACCCUGUAACUUGCCAAAACCCCAUAAAACCUAUACAUGGGGGUACCGUGGCGCUUGUGAGACAUCACUGAACAGAAAUUGGAGUGUUUCAGGGCAGUAAACUAUAUAUUAACAAUAAUAUCAGUGAAAGUACAGUUUUUAUGUGAAAAAUGCAACAACAAAAAAAAAAUCUGAACGCUAACUUUGGCUAGGGUUUGUGCCCAAGUGGCUACUACAAAAGACUGGGAAUACGACAUUUUUAAUACCCUUUUUCACAUAGUAUGCCAUGAUGGGGGUUAAUUUUAAUUUCUGGGCUACCAUACGGACUCAAAGGCAACCUAGGCCCAGCAAACCAAUCUGUCAAAUUUUUAUGUAGAAAAAAAAAUGGACAAGCUGUAUAUUUGACCCUUUAACUUUCCAAAACCCCAUAAAACCUAUACAUGGGGGGUACUGAUUCACUCGUGAGACAUUACUGAAUACAAAUAUGUAUGUUUUAUUGCAGGAAAACCGAACAGUAUUCUGACAUUAACAGUUAAAUUGCCAUGCAGAAAUUGAAAAAAAUAACAUUUCUUAAUUUAAGUUUUUUUAGAUUUUAUUCAUAUAAAAUGGAGUUCCAUAUAUGAAUGUGUGAUAUGAAGCCCUGUUUCCCCUGAACAAAAUGAUAUAUAAGAAAUAUGGGUGCACUUAGUAUGAAAGAGGUAAAUUAUUGUUAAACAGACAUAUAGUCAAAUUCUAUGGUUUGUUAACAUUUUGUUUUGAUCACAACUUGUACAUUUGGCUCAGUCCUUAAGGGGUUAAGGGAAUAAAGCAGCACUUUUGUUUAUUUUUAAUUUCAGUGAGUGUGCUCCUUCUUGCUGGGUAAAUAAUUAUGAAUAUUUUGGGUUUCCACCUGUAUAGCUGGCACAGUUAAUGUUAGGGCGUGUUUAAAACCUUUCCAGGGCUGAUUUUUAUUGCCUGUCUGGCCCUGGGCCCACACAGUGUUUUGUGUGAACACACCAUACUGAAGUGGAACACAGAGGGGCCCACAACUUUUUUAACCCCUUAACGAUGAGUGACGGACGAGGUCCGUCACUCAGGGGAUUGCCAUAACGACAAGUGACGGACCUUGUCCGUCACCCGUUAAAAUUAACCCCGGAUCGCCGCUAUAGCUGCGAUCUCUGGGUUAAUCGUGCUCCGGUCUGCCUCUGUAAUAGAGGCAGACCGGGAGCACCCAAUAGUGCUGCCCCAGCACAUGUGCUCGCUCUGACAACCUGUCAGAGCAAGCACAUGUGCUGCAUAUACUCACCUUCCGCCUCCCUGCGCUUCCUGGUUCUGUGUGAAGUGCAGGGAGACUUUGUGAAGUGUGGUUCUGUGUGAAGUGCAGUGAUGAUCCUGCCCCCUGUUUAAAAAAAAAAAAAAUUAUAUAAAAACCCACCCCCCUUUACCCAUGUUAAUUAGAAAAUUAACCCCUUCCCUGCCAAUUGAUCACUGACUACAGUGAUCAGUUGGCAGGGAUUACAUUUUACUGUCAUCUGAGGGUUAAUUUUUUUUAUUUAUUUUUUUUACCCUCAAGGGUUAAAUUUACUUAAUUAACUGAAAUAUUUUAAAAUUAUAUAUUUAGCUAGCUGGGGUGGGUGGAAGUUAGUGGGGAAUUGGGGGAUUUGGUGUUAGGCUAACUAGGGGUUAACGUUAAAAGUUUUUAAAUAAACUUUAAAAAGUAAAAAAUUAAGCUAAAAAAGUUUUAAUAACGUUUAAGUAAAAAAUAAAAAAAACACCCCCCUUUACCUAGUCCAAAUAAAAAUUAACCCCUUCCCUGCCAGUCGAUCACUGCCUACAGUGAUCAAAAUACAGAUCACAAUAUUAUACUGUGAUCUAAUUUUUUUUAACCCCUGAGGAUUAACUUUUAUUUUAUUUUAUUUCUUUUAACCCUCAGGGGUUAAAUUUAAUUAAUUUAAAUAUUUUAUAAUUAUAUAUUUUGCUAGCUGUGGUAGGUGGGAGUUAUGGGGAAAAUGGGGAAUUUACUGUUAGUGCUGCUUACUGCUAGUUAGGGGUUAACGGUAAAAAAAAAAGCUUAGAAAAAUGUUAAAUCUGUAAAAAAAAAAAAGUUUAGGAAAGUUUUAAAAAAAAAUUAAUAAGCAAAACAAAAGUUUAAAAACUAGUUUUCAAAAGUAAUAAAAGUUUCAAAACGUAAAAAAAAAUACAUUUAAAAACGCACAUUACCACUACACCUGGAACAAACUAGAGAAAAAAUGAUCCCACGCUAAGGUUCAAAAUAUGCCUUUUGAAUUACCCCAGGGUGUAUUCUUUAAUAAAUAGUAUGUGUUUAUGGGGAAGUUUCAAUAACCAACCGUCUAAACUACUCAAAAAAAAAAAAAAAGUUAGAAAAAAACUGAAUGGCUGCGUCUCAAAUGCGUCCCUUCAAUAUCCACAUAUAUCUGGCAAAGGUACAUACGGUGGUAUUGCUGUACUCAGACGUCAUAGCUGAGCAACAUAUUAAGUAUUAUACAGUCGUAGCACACAUAAGGUUUGCAAAAUAUACUGUGCAAACUCAUUGUGUGUCAAAAAGGCAGAAAAAAACACUUAUUACCACUACACUUGGUACAAGCUAGCGGAAAAAUGAUCCCACACUAAGGUUCAAAAUAUACCUUUUGAAAUACCCUGAGAUGUCUUCUUUAAGAAAUGGUAUGGCUUUAUAGGGUUUUUGGAUUAUAUAGCCUGGUAAAAUACUCUAUAAUGGGACAUGGGCACAGCAUAAAAAUUUAAAGUUUAAAAAAAACUGGAAUGGCUGUGUCCCAAAUGUGCCCCUCCGAUGUCUACAUAUACCUGGCAUAGGUACUCAGCCGACAUAGCUGAGCAACAUAUGAAGUAUUAUACACUGGUAGCACACAUAAGGUUUGCAAAAUAUACUGUGCAAACUCACUUUGUGUGUCAAAAAGGCAGAAAAAAAACACUUAUUACCAUUACACUUGGUACAAGCUAGCGGAAAAAUGAUCCCACACUAAGGUUCAAAAUAUACCCUUUGAAAUACCCUGGGGUGUCUAAUUUAAGAAAUGGUAGGCCUUUCUGGGGUAGUUUGAAUUUAAACCCUGCCAAGAUGCUUGGAAAUUGCACAUAGGCCCAGCGUCAAAAUUCAAAGUUCGGUAAAAACUGAUAUGGCUUGGUCUCCUAUAUGGCACUGUAGCUUCACGAAAUAGUGCCAAAGACAUUCAUUGGGGGUGUCUUUUUACUCAGAAGACUUACCGAGCAUAAUUUUGGGGGAUUGAAUUUAGUGGCACAUGUGAAAUAUACAAAAUGCCCAGCAAAAAUGCAAUCCAUAUGUAAAAAACGCACAAAGUUGAUUUUUUUUAUCACAUACUUUAGCAUAUAUUGGUGAAAAAAUGGGGGCAUUUUAAGGCACAAUAUGCACCUUAUGAGAUACCCUGGAGUGUCUACUUUUACAAAUGGUAGGCCUUUUUGCGGUUUUUGAAACAGUCAAACUGCUAUGAUGGCCCAAAUGGAAGCAUAUGCUCAUUAAAUCCGUCUCUCAAAAUUCUACUGUGAAUACUGAAAAGAACAGGCCUCCUAUACGGCACUGUAACUUCAUGAAAUAGUGUCAAAGACAUACAAUGGGGGUGUCAUUUUACUCAGCAGAUGUAACUGAACACAAAAUAAAACUUUGUACAGGAAUAGCACACACCAACUUUACAAAAUACACGAUAAUUUCUUUGUUAUAAGUUUGUGUGCCAAAACCCAAAAAACCCCACAAUUUUACUCCAAUAUUUAGCAGAGGUUGGCGGUGAACUGCCUACUUAGAAAGUGUCAAAACAACCUUAGGUAAAUAGCCCGUGAUGUCUACUUUAUAUAAAUAUAUACUUUUGUGUGGCAAUUUUGUUUUCUUUUAUGGCUAUUAAGCUUACAAGACAAACAUACCAAAUUCUAAAAUCGCUCCACAUUAAAAGUUUAUUUUACUCCUUGUGCUCUGUGACCUGUAACUACCAAAAUAAAACUUAAAAUCCCAGACACAUUAUAUAUUCUGUAAAUCAGAACAACUAAAUGAAUUUAUUUUUAAUUACUUUCCUUAACCUGCACACAUUAUUAUUAUUGCAAAAACUGUAAAAAAAAAACCAAACCCAAAUGUAAAUUCUUUUGCAUUUUUCUGUAUUUUUUUUUUAUAAUUAAGGAGAUAUAUAUAUAUAUAUAAAAAAAAUAUAUAUAUAUAUAAAAAAAUACACACACAAGUAUAGUGGCACUCACCCUUUCAAUGAAUCAAUAAAAGACUGCUUUGGUGCAAUCCCACGCUGGAUAUGUAAAGCAAAAAGGAAAGAGAUGCACUCUCAGGUCUUUGUAGAAAAAAAACUCGAUAUUAUUUAAUAACAGGUAACAUAUAUCUGAUCGACGUUUCGACCUCUUCAGGUCUUCCUCAAGAUCUUGAGGAAGACCUGAAGAGGUCGAAGAAACGUCGAUCAGAUAUAUGUUACCUGUUAUUAAAUAAUAUCGAGGUUUUUUUUUUUUCUACAAAGACCUGAGAGUUCAUCUCUUUCCUUUUUAUAUAUAUAUAUAUAUAUAUAUAUAUAUAUAUAUAUAUAUAUAUAUAUAUAUAUAUAUAUAUAUAUAUAUAUAUAUAUAUAUAUAUAUAUUUUACAUCAAAUUAAAGCCCUUUCUGUCCUUUAAAAAACGAUAUAUAAUAUGUGUUGGUGCAAUAAAUUUGUAAAAUGCAAAUUGCAGUUGAACGCAAACGGCAAAAAAUGAAAAAAAUGCUGUUGUCAUUAAGUGAAAGACAAGCUUCUGAAGCUCUGUCCUUAGGGGGUUAAGGAUGUAAUCUAAAUGGGGAGUGGAGUAGGAAAAAUAUGUUGCAAAGAUGGUUAAAUUUGCUUUAUCUUCCUAGAGGAUUACGAUAGGUCAGGGCCGUCUUUAACGUGGGGCAAACGGGGCAGCUGCCCCGGGCCCAGUUUAUCUUGGGGGGCCCGAGGCACCUGCCCCGUGGGCCCCGCUGACCCCGGCGGGCGGGUGGCCGAUCGGGCAGGCGGGCGCGCGAGGGAGCACUCACUGCUUCCUCUUCAGCUCCCUCGCGCACCGCUCUGAUGCCGGAGCCGGAAGAUGACAUCAUCUUCCGGCGCCGGCAUCCCUACGCGGCGCGCGAGGGAGCUGAAGAGGAAGCAGUGAGUGCUCCCUCGCGCGCCCGCCUUCCUGCCCGACAGGCAACCCGCCCAGGAGCCCAGCAGCACCACUGGACCCCAGGGAAUAAUCCCCCCCAGCACUCCAAAAGGUAAGGAGGCUGGGGGGAUUACAUUUUUAAAAAAAAAUGUGUGUGUGUGUGUGUGUGUUAGUGUUUGUGUGUUAGUGUAUGUGUGUGUUAGUGUAUGUGUGUGUUUGUGUGUGUUAGUGUAUGUGUGUGUUUGUGUGUGUUUGUGUGUGUUAGUGUGUGUUAGUGUGUUUGUGUGUUAGUGUAUGUGUGUGUUAGUGUAUGUAUGUGUGUGUUUAUGUGUGUUUAUGUGUGUUUAUGUGUGUUUAUGUGUGUUUAUGUGUGUUUAUGUGUGUUUAUGUGUGUUUAUGUGUGUUUAUGUGUGUUUAUGUGUGUGUUAGUGUGUGUUUAUGUGUGUGUUAGUGUGUGUUUAUGUGUGUUAUUGUGUGUUUGUGUGUUAGUGUAUGUGUGUUAGUGUAUGUGUGUGUGUGUCAGCAUGUCUGUGUGUGUGUCAGUAUGUCUGUGUGUGUGUGUGUCAGUAUGUCUGUCUGUCUGUGUGUCAGUAUAUAUGUGUGUCUGUGUGUCAGUAUAUAUGUGUGUCUGUGUGUCAGUAUAUAUGUGUGUCAGUAUGUCUGUCUGUCUGUGUGUCAGUAUAUAUGUGUGUGUAUAUCUGUGUGUGUCAGUAUGUGUAUGUGUCCGUAUGUCUGUCAGUGCGUCAGUAUGUCUGUUAGUGCAUGUGUAUGCAUGUGUCAGUAUAUCUGUCUGUGUGCCAGUAUGUCUGUGUGCCAGUAUAUCAGUCUGUGUGUGUCAGUGUAUGUGCCUGUGUGUGUGUGUCAGUAUUUCUCAGUGUAUGUGGGUGUCAGUAUAUCUGUCAGUGUGUGGGUGUCAGUAUUUCUGUCAGUGUAUGUGUGUCAGUAUGUUGAUCAGUGUAUGUGCCUGUGUGUGUAUGUCAGUAUUUCUCAGUGUAUGUGGGUGUCAGUAUAUCUGUCAGUGUGUGGGUGUCAGUAUUUCUGUCAGUGUAUGUGUGUCAGUAUAUUGAUCAGUGUAUGUGUCUGUGUGUGUGUGUCAGUAUGUCGGUAUAUGUGUCUGUGUGUCAGUAUGUCUGUAUAUGUGCCUGUGUCAGUAUGUCUGUCAGUACGUCUACCAGUGUAUGUGUCUGUGUGUGUGUCAAUAUAUGUACCUGUGUCAGUGUGUCUGUCAGUGUAUGUGCCUGUUUAUCUGUAUGUAGUCAGUGUAUGUAUCUGUGUAUCUGCUUGUGCGUCAGAGUGUGUACCUGUGCAUCUGAGCCGCAACUUUAAAUACAAAUACACCCCUCCAUUCAAACUUCAACACUACAUAUAAAACACACUCCUGCAUUGAAACGUCAACACUACAUACAAGCACACUCCUACAUUCAAAAACAAACACUACACAUAAAUGCACACUUGCAUUCAAACUCCAGUACCACAUACAAACACAUUCACACAAACAUACUCCAUACAAACACAUGCUUACAUUCAAACAUACUAACAUGGCUCAGUGCUAAAUACAACCCUGCAAGCAUGGAAAAUUGGUAGAGUCCCAGCUGUCAAAGCAUUGUUGGAGUUGCACGACAGAUGGGGUUCUACCUUUAGUCCAACCUUGCAAUUGGGGUCCCAAUAAAAUUCAUUCUACUUUAGUACCGCCACUGCGUUGGGAUGGAUGCCGUGAUUGCAUACCAGGGAGUGAGGGGCGAGAGCGGCAGGGCACAGGGGGCCCAAGCAAACACUUGCCCAGGGUCCAUUCGUUAUUAAAGACGGCCCUGCGAUAGGUUGUUCUAGAUCAGGGGUUCCCAAUUAAUUUUUCCAGUGGAACCCUUUGACAUAGUGUAUGAACAUCGCCCAUACAAACACAGAUACACACCUGCACAUACACACAGAUAUACACACUGGCACAUCGAUAUAUGCACAUACACACAAAUACACCUUGACACAGAGUGUGUGUGUAUGUAUGUAUGUAUCUAUCUAUCUGUGUUUGUAUGUGCCAGUGUAUGUAUCUGACACACACGCACACUUAUAUACACGCACUGACACACAGAUACACAUACUGAGCAAUAUACACACCUGUGCACACAUGUGCACACACUGGCACAAUGAUGCAUACACACACACACACAAACUAGCACAUACACAUACUGACACACACACACACACACACACACUCUCUAGCACAUACACAUACUGACACACACACACUCUAGCACAUACUGACACACACACACUCUAGCACAUACACAUACUGACACACACUAGAAGUAGAUCCAUUUAGUGCAAAGAAUAAGGUCCAGACUGCACCUUCAAUAUAUUUUAAUAGUAGCUAUCUUUAUAGCUGCUAUAAACAGUCCUGCCUAGGCUUUGCGUGUGUUUUUCUUUCUUUCUUUUUUUUUUUUUCAUUCUUGUUCACAUAGAUUUUACAGAUAAAUGAAUAUAAAGGUAUGCAUAGAUAAGUCGUUACAAAGUGUACACAGGUUUAUCUGUUUGCCUGUGCAACGCUUUCAGGAUUGUCCUUGUCCAUUCUCAAGAAUGUUUUAUCUUAGCUGCACUCACCUGAACAUGCUUAAAUGGGGUGCUGCUAGGGGCCAAUAAGUACAGUAAAAAUGAACCAGACUGAGAGACCAUUUAAAGGCUCCGAAACCCUUUCCAGGUGUUAUGGCUUACUAAGCUGAUUAGAAUAGGACACUGUGAGCCUAGAAUAUUGCACCUUUUCACAAUAUUCUAAUUUACUGAGAUUGUGGAUUUGGGGUUUUCAUGAGCUGUAAGCCCUAAUCAUCGCACUUAUGACAAAUCAUGGCUUGAACUACCGUAUAUACUUGAGUAUAAGCAGAGUUUUUCGGCACAUUGUUUGUGCUGAAAAUCCCCACUCGGCUUAUACUAGAGUCAGUGUCUGUAUUAUGGCAACAUGAUACAGACCAGGACUGCCAGGCUCAUUUCAAGCCCGGCGGUCCUCUUAGAGGCUGGCCGCGAGCCCUUACCUUUGAAGCAACACCUGUCAGCUCCGUGCAGCUCCUCUGUCAGCUCCCAGUGUAAGUCUCGCUACACCCGCGGCUGUCAGAGCGUUGCCACGGAUUACCGGGGCAACGCUCUGCGCUGCACGCAUACCGUGAAACUUGCUCCGCCCCCCCCGCACACACUGCAUUAUAUACACAUACACACACACACUCAUAUACACACGCUCUUGCAUUAUAUACACACACACGCUCUUGCAUUAUAUACACACACACACGCUCUUGCAUUAUAUACAUACACACGCUCUCAUGCAUUAUUUUUUUUAAAAUUUUGACGUAAUUGGGACUUGGCACCUGGUAUUAAAUAUAUAUGUGUGUGUGUAGAUAGUAAUCAGCACUCUUGGACUUUGAAGAUUAAAACAUAAAGUUUAUUAAUUAUCCAUUAAAUAUAAGAUCGAUGUUUCAGUCCCAGCCCGAUCCUGAUGAAAGUCCCUGCUGGGACUGAAACGUCGAUCUUAUUUUUAAUGGAUAAUUAAUAAACUUUGUUCAAAGUACGAGAGUGCUGAUCACUGUCUACAUAUAUUUCUAUUUUCCUCGAUUUCAAGCACCCGACAAACAGUCUACCAAGCGGGAGUGCAAAAUAUAUAUAUAUAUAUAUAUAUAUAUAUAUAUAUAUAUAUAUAUAUAUAUAUAUAAUUUUUUUUAUUUAUUUUUUUUCAAAAUAUUAAAAAAAUGGGCCUCUUACACUCCUACUCAAAAUAUUAAAUACCUGGUGCCAAAUCACAAUAGUAUAAAAAUAUCAAAAGAUUACCGGCACUCUUUUGUUCGUUCAAUUUAUUGUUGGUACAUCCAAAAUAGUCAACGUUUCAGCUCCCGAUCGGGGCUUUCAUCAGGACACACAAAGCAAUUUACAUUGAAGUAACAAACAAAUAUAGGACAUAUCUACCAAUAAACACUCACCAAAACAGCUGUACUUCAUCGCCCCCAAUGCCCGGCGUGCACUCAGCGCUUCUGCGCAUGUCUACAUUGGACCACUCCCCCGUCAUAGAACGGCUAUGGCCAGUCAUCAUACCUGGAAGUGUCACAGAACCAUGGCAACCGCUGAUACUCAGCUUCCGUCGCUGCUGCGUAAACAACAUCCGUAAGGAGAAUAUCUCCCUGCUAAAUGAGCGAUCCGCCCAGUCCAUGACGUGGGGUUAGUACAUGUUACUAUGACAACUGUUUCCUUCCGUGCCUAAGGGGAUAUGAAUGAGAACAUCUAAAUAGAAAGCUGAUAUUGUUACAAAUAGAUUAGUAUUAAUUGUAUCUACACAGUAUCAUAUGCAAAAACUAUCUAGGCUGGUAUAUCUGUGAACCUAAAAAAAAUAAAAAAACAUAAUUAUAAAGAUACAAGCAUAUCUAUGUGUGACAAAAGUGAUAUAUUCAAUAAAUUAUAUUCUUGUGUAUAUGAUUGUGACAAAAAUUAUGUAAAUUCAAUGUGGUCUAUAUGGAGUGCUGUAAAUACAUAAUAUACUAUGUUUGACAUUUAUUUGAGAAUGUGAUAUUGAUUAAUCAUAAUAAAUAUCAUAAUUAAACUUAAAUUUUGUAAAAUUUUAUUUAAAAGUGAGUAAAUUUUAUAUUUAUAUUAUCCAAAGUAUUUAACUUAAGUGUAUAAAUCAAAAUACUUAGUUAUAGUGUAUUAGAUACCCUAAAUACUAGUUAUAAUAGAGGUUCAAGCAGUUAUAGGUGAGGGUAUUGGAAAUAUAGUGUACAAAACUGUCAGAUACAUUUUAUCAAUUUCAUAUUAAAAAGUUACUGUAAUUGUUGAGGUCAAUCAUCACAUAAUGGAUAAUUAUAAAAAAGAAAUGAAGGAGCAUUUUUUGUUUAGGCCUUUAGGGGUUAGUGUGGUAAGUUCCAAUAUCCAGUAAGUCUCUCUUUGUAGGAGGAUUUUCCACCUGUUGCCCCCCCCUGGCUGCUACGGGAAUAUGGUCGAUUGCCACGCACCUUAAGGUGGAAAGUUGAUGAUGCUUUUCUAGAAAAUGUCUGGCCACAGGUUUAUCCGACUCGCCAUCACGUUGCUUGACCUGUGGCCUCUAAUUCUCUCACAAAGAGCUUGCCUAUAUAACUCAGUCCACAAGGACAUAUGAGUUUAUAUAUGACAAACUCUGUGUGACAAUGAAUUCUGUGGGCAAUCUUGUAGACCUUACCCGUAUGAGGAUGAGAGAAGGUCUUAGAAGGGAUUAAGUGACCACACGUCACACAUCCUAAGCAUCUGAGGCAACCAUUAUUUUUCUUCUCACUUGUAGAGGGAUUAUAACAGUGAAUGGGAUUGGUUUUUAACAAUAGGUCCCUUAGAUUUCUAUUCCUCUAAUAGAAAAACAUUGGCUUAGUUGUUAACUCUUUUGGGAGAGUCCUUACUUGCGAAUGUAGUUUCAUUGGGAAUCCAAUUUUCGUUUUCAAUUCCUUCUGGGAUGCUGUCUCCUUAUUCAUGUACCGUUCUUUCGCUUUAAGUAAGGCAUUUUCCAAAAUCUGUCGAUUUUUAUCCUCUCUUUUUAAAUUUUGAAUAAAUCAUUUUUAAUUGCUCCUCACAUUGUUCCUCUUGGGAGUAACUCCGAUAUACCCUCAAAAAUUGUGAAAGUGGUAAUGACUUUUUUAGAUGUUGCGGGUGAAAACUAUUAAAGUGGAGGAUAGUAUUGCGAUCAGUAGGUUUAGUGUAGAGUCUGUACUGUAGUUUUUGGUUUAUUACCGACAGUUCAAUAUCAAGGAAUUGAAUAUUUUUAGAAUCAAUCUAUGAGGUUACUUUGAUUGGUGUUGACAAAUUAUUGAUGUAUUCAAUUAGUGCCACUGCUUCUUCGUGUGUUCCUUUCCAAAGGAUCAGGAUGUCAUCUAUAAAUCUGUAGUACCGUACAAUUUGUUCCUGGUAGCGUGUUAAUAUAUAUUGUUCAAAAUCAAACAUGAAAGUAUUAGCGUACAUGGGGGCUAUAGCUGCCCCCAUUGAAGUACCCGAGAUCUGCAGGAACCAUUUUGUCUCAAAGCGAUAGUAGUUGUUCCUCAAAGCCAAUGAUAGUAGUUCCAUGGUAUACUCAAUCGGAGGUCCAUGGUAGUGUACAGAGGUAGAAAGUAGUUUCUUCAUGGCCUCUAUGCCCUCCUCAUGUGGAAUUACAGUGUAUAAACUGUUUACAUCCAUCGUUAUAUGUAGCCCCUUGAAUUUUUUGAUUUGCCCAAGAUCAUGUAAGAGGCUAUUUGUGUUCUUAAUACACGUUGGUAUAGCAGUGACUGGCUGUUUAAACAGAUAAUCUAGGUAUUUAGCUAUUGGUUCCAAGAUACUUUCUAUAGUGGACACAAUUGGUCUGCCAGGGGGAACAGUUGGGUUUUUAUGAAUUUUCGGCAAUGUGUAAAGGAUUGGUGUCCGUGGAUGUUUUCUUGUUAGAUAUUCAAAGAGAUCUGUAUUGAUGUAACCAGCUCUAAGUCCAAACAUUAGCACCUCUUCAAUUUUCUGAGCAAUAUUAUUAGCCGGGUCCCCCUCCAAGGGUUGAUAAGUUUCUCGUGCGCCCAAUUGUUUUUGAAGAUUUCAUCAGCAUAAUCAGUAUAGUUUAAGAUCACUAUAUCCCCGCCUUUGUCUGCGGGUGGAUUACGAUUGUUGUAUCUGAUGCUAGUUGGCAUACUAAUGUAUGUUGUUCCUUUGUGAAAUUCCAAUAUUGGGGCCUAUGUCUCCCUAGGAUACUUUGUUUCAUUUUUAACAGUAGAUAGGAAUGUUCUAAUCGUGGGCUGGUUUGCUGGAGGGUCAAAUUGGCUACGUCUUUUAAAAACUUGUUUGUUGGACACAAUACCUUGGUCUCCUGUAGAUCUCUGGGUUUUGGUAAAAAAAUAAAUCUUUCAGUUUUUGUGUACGACCAAAUUUAUAUAAUUCUUCGUUCCACUGAAAAUAAUUAGGAGCUCUUGUAGGUAUGAAUGACAAUCCUUUACUCAGAAUAUCCAAUUAUUUAUGAUCAAGUGGUCUGUUGGACAAAUUGAAAACAGGGAUUACUUCCGUGUUGGUGGUUUCCCUCUGAGUCCAAUGGGUCCGUCCUUUUUGUCCCCGUCUUGUCGUUGAUCUCUUUUGCCUUUGUUUUUGCUUCUUGUGGAGGUCCUCUGGGGUAAUAUAUCCUCCUGUUGUUCCCCUGUUCCUAAAAAAUAAACUGAUUGGGAUGGACGGGAACCUUCAUUUUCCGAUGCAGAUUCACCUGAGGUGACAUCAAUUGUGGUUACGUUGGGUUUAAUUAUCUUCUUUUUGAAUCUUCUUGGGCGGGCACGAUGUUCUCCUGACAACCGUCUAUAUACGUAAUGGUCAGUAUAGUCUUGUUGAACACGUUCCAUUUUUAGUCAUUUGAACUUUAUUGGCUGAUUUUUGUACUUCAGUAGUUCUUCACUGAGUUUGAGUUGCAUACUAAUCCCUUCUUGUGAAUUAAGAAGUAUUGCUUGUUCAUUCUCGAAUGAUUUAAUCUUCUUUCGGAUUUCUAUUAAAUCUUCUUUCACAUCCUGUAUUGUAAUUAACAUCAAAUCAAGUGAGCACUUGUUUAGUACCGAUGUCCAAUCCUUACAAACUUUUGAUUUGGUUCUGCCAAUGGUUGGUAUAUUAAAGUGUAAAAUAAAGGGAUGAUGGUCCCAUGGCACAGAAUAAGUCAGAGGGUAAGCUAUGCGAUAUACUGGCUCUAUAUAUUAUGUUAUAAUUUCCCUGCAUGUUAUGAGUAGAUAUGGGCGACAUCAGCAUGGGAUGAGGCUUAUCUAAAAUAUGGUAAUUAGACAUCCAAAAUGAAUCAGGGCGUGCUGGUUUCAAUCUGUAAUGCAAGCUAUAUAUAUAUAUAUAUAUAUAUAUAUAUAUAUAUAUAUACCACUGGUGUCUGGUCCCAUAACUUUAUUUUAUGUUAUUUAAGUGAACACACAGGGAGUUAGAGUAUAUCCACUUAUGGUUUACUAGUCAUAUUCAGUAUUUAAACUCCUGCUUAGGUCAACCUCUUUUUAUAGUGAGGUAACAAUGCAGGUUAAAAACUACUAGGUAGUCAUGGUGCAUUUGCUAGUUGUAAGGUGUUUAUAGGCAAUUCAGGCAUCACUCUAACUGUGCCUAAACAGUGUGCUAUAAUACAAACUGUGAACAAACAAGUAAAGCGGAGUGAACACACAUAGCAAGCUUGUGGCAGCUAUCUAAGUAGGGGUUCAACUGUGCCAUUGGUAUGUUCAUCUUGCGGCAAAACAGGUUAAGUGUUCGAAGUAAAGUAAUGUGAUGCUGCACACAGUUAGAUGAUUAAACAUUCACACAGGCUAAGCUUAACUGUAUAAUACUAUAGUGGUGGGUUACUCAAACUGCUCUUAUCCUAAAACAAGUAUGGGGGAUGAAACAGGUGAAGUGUCUAGCGAUGGAGUCCGAUUAAACCCACUGUUUAACACCAUAGGUGUCUAGGAAGCAAUGUCCCGUGUGGGUAGCUAGUGUAGUUUGCUAAACAUGUUGAGAUACAUGCUGGGUUACCCACCAACCCUCCAGAGCCAGUCUCGUACACUCUAUCCAAGAAGGCAGCAUAGUUAACGUGGCUGCUCGGUGGGAGCUCAAUUAAGUGUAUCCGCAUGGACAGUUCAAGUUGUGUUCCAAAGAGUUCUCGGCUAUGGGCGGUAUGAAGUGGGGCUGCGGGCCAGUUGGAUCAUCCUUCAGCCGAUACCCCUGCUGGGGGUUGGUACCUUGAGUUGGUCGAGUUAGCAAGAGGUCGGUGAGCUGCUGGAAUGAGGAGGGAGCUCUCCAGCCCCAGGCCGGUAUGAAGGCCAGCACCUGCGCACCACAGACUCGGUUUCUGGUAGAUGAGGCUGGGUCUACCCUCUGUUGGGCGCCAUGGAGAGCUUGGGUGUUCUGCCAUUGGGCUUCCUGUGAUGUGGUCUGUGCCGUGGAGGUUUUCUCCGGGGGACCUUCGGCCCAGGAAGGCUUGUGGGGCAGUCCGUGACAGCAGCUCCUUGGGGUUUACCCACAGGAGGUCUCUCCCGGCUACUCACCUCGUCCCUCCUCACUGUUUUCACCGGGUCAGGCUGCUCUUGUCUGCAGCGUAGUUCCAAGCGCUCCCAGAACUUUUGAAAGAUCCUGUCUAGUCGCCUGGCAUACUGCUCCUCUAGAUGGGUACACUGGCUGCCUUGAUGGAUCGAUGCGGGCUUCUGCCACUGAGCCGCGGGUGCCAUCUUGUGUGGCCCACUGGCCGUGAUGUUCAGGCUGCAAGGUAUAGCUGGGGCCUGUGGUGCCUUGUGCCCUGGGUUGGUGGGGACCAGGAUGACCCCAGCCGGUCCAAACUGGGGGGGGGGAGACCCAUGCCGUGACUGUAGCUUGGUGUGGUCCCAGGAGAGCAGCCGUCUCUCCCGUGGCCCCUCAGUUUGUCUCGCUGCGUAUGAGGCCGCACUGCCAGGCCCCGCUUUCUGUGGUCGGAGCGUCAAGAUUCAAGUACCGUUGAGUGCUGCUUCGGGUGCAGGUUAGCCCCUUCGGUCUGGUUUGCCAUUUCUGGCUUGGUAUGUCGUCGUAGGCUUAAAUUGUGCCCGCUGCCGCCGGAGUGUUUAGCAUGUGCGUCCAGCCAUCUUGGCGGUCAGGCCCCUCCCCCCCAAUGGUACGUAUAUUGUGGACCCGAAAGCCCCUAGGUAUUUGUUUGGCUCUGUGAUAGUCGGACAGAAAAAUUCCGUGUAGGUCCAAGUCUACUUCUUUCUUUUUAAGUUUCAAAAGCUUGAAAUAUGUUGCGUACAGUGGUUGUGGUAGGUAGAGUUAGACUGGUGGAAUCCCAUAAUAUUUCCUCAGCUUGCUCGUUAGAGAAUUGGAGGAUAUUAGCCUGUGUUGCAUAUGCUCCAGAUUCUUGUAAAAAAUUAUCCAUAUUAUCAAAAAGGAUAUAUCUUUAAGAAGAUCUUUUACAAAAAAAAUCAUGCCAAAAAAUGGAUUGUAUUCUUAUUCUCCCAAUUUAGUAUGUAUAAAAAGUUAUCCACUUUCAAUGGUUAAAACUAUAUUAUUUAUUGAUAUACAUUAAAAAACAAGUAAAAAAAAUGGUAAAUGGUAAAUAAAAAGCAAUACAAAAAUUGUACUAGCAAUGUACCAAUGUUUGUUCCAUACCCUUUCAUUCAAGAGGAUAUAAAUGAUAAGGCAAGUGGGUGCAUAGAGAACGUUCCUUGGAAGGAGCAUAUAUACAGAAAAAAAUGGGCCUCUUACACUCCUACUCAAAAUAUUAAAUACCUGGUGACAAGUGACAAUAGUAUAAAAAUAUCAAGAUUACCGGCACUCUUUGGUUUUGUUCGUUUAAUUUAUUGUUGGUACAUCCAAAAUAGUCAACUUCAUUGCCCCUAAUGCCCGUCGUGCACUCAGCACUUCUGCGCAUGUCUACAUUGGACCACUCCCCUGUCAUAAAACGGCUAUGGCCAGUCAUCAUACCUGGAAGUGUCACAGAACCAUGGCAACCGCUGAUACACUCAGCUUCGGUCGCUGCUGCGUAAACUCAUAGAUAUACUUGUAUCUUUAUAAUUGUUUUUUUAUUUAGGUUCACUGAUAUACCAGCCUAGAUAGUUUUUGCAUAUGAUACUGUGUAGAUAAAAUUGAUACUUGAAUCUAUUUGUAACAAUUUCGGUUUUCUAUUUAGAUGUUCUCAUUCAUAUCCCCUUAGGCAUGGAAGGAAACAGUUGUCAUAGUAACGUGGACUAACCCCACGCCAUGGACUGGGCGGGUUGCUCAUUUAGCAGGGAGAUAUUCUCCUCACGGAUGUUGUUUACGCAGCAGCAACCGAAGCAGAGUGUAUCAGCGGUUGCCAUGGUUCUGUGACACUUCCGGGUAUGAUGACUGGCCAUAGCCGUUCUAUGACGGGGGAGUGGUCCAAUGUAGACAUGCGCAGAAGCGCUGAGUGCACGCCGGGCAUUGGGGGCGAUGAAGUACAGCUGUUUUGGUUAGUGUUGGUAGAUAUGUCCUAUAUGUUUUACUUCAAUGUAAAUUACUUUGUGUCCUGAUGAAAGCUCCGAUCGGGAGCUGAAACGUUGACUAUUUUGGAUGUACCAACAAUAAAUUGAACGAACAAAACCGAAGAGUGCCGGUAAUCUUUUGAGAUAGAUAUAGAUAUAUAUUAUUUAUUUUAUUAUUAUUACCUUGCAUAUUUUGCAGGGCUGGUAAUAGAGAACAUGAAGGAUAGAUUUCUUUUUCAGAAGUUUGCAGUAUAGUCAUAGCUUCAUGGAAGCAGAAACAAUGGUCCCCAUCUUAUUAUGGAUGGAUAGAUAAAAGCUAAACGUACAUAUAACUUUUGCCAUCAUUGCCUACUAUUUCCAAAAGGAGAAAAUGGGUAGUGUACCGUGAAUGGUUCAAGUUGGUCAACCAGAGUGCUUUGCAGUCACAUGAUUUCUCCACUAAACCAGGAAAUGUAGGAGAAAUUGACAAGAGAGUUAAAUAUUUUCAGUUAAGUGCAUGAGCUGUAAAAGUUACCAACUCUGUAGUUAAAGUCAGUUAAAGCACAGAAACAUGAAUGUGAUCACACUCCUAUAUACUUAUGAUCCUCUGGAAUGAAUUUAGUGUCAGAUCUUCUCUUAACUCCAGGAAUACAUUAACACAAAAUGGCAAAAAUACAGAAAAUUGUGUAGAUCCAGAAAAAUUAAAGAGGCUAUAUAUAGGAGCAGGUCUGGCUGCAAAGAGAGACUGACAAGGCAGAUCAUACACUGAGCUCUGCUGAAGCACUAUGUGCAUGAUCCUAGGGCAGGGGUAGGCAACCUAUGGCACUAGUGCCAUACAUGGCACUCGAGGUGUCUUUGCACGGCACCCAAGGCUACAGGGCUGGUCAGGAGUCCCAGUGAAACUUCAUAUAUCUGCUAAUACAAAAAAGGUGGUGAAGGACAAUCCUCCAUUUACGCAUUGCAGCAUGUAGAGGAAGUGAUCUAUGAUCACUUCCUCCCAGCACUUGUGAAUGGGAAUCCACACUGGAGUAGAGCAGCCCACAGCUUCCUGUUGCAGCUUCUGUCCUUGAGCUGUACCUGGCCAGCCUGGUCCCCAGUAAAACCCAGGGAAGCCUCCCACACUGCUAGAAACACACAGAGCUGCAGAAUAACCCUCCCCUCAUACAAACAGCUCACACACACACACACACACACACACACACACAGUCCGCACAAACACAACACCACCAACAAUCCACAUACAUAGACACAACCCCACAUGCAGCCUCUCACAUGCAAUACCCCAAUCAGCCCCACACAUACACACACACACACACUACCAAACACACAAUGUGACAUAACUAUCCACACACAUAAUGUGUGACAUAAUUCCACAAUCAGCCCCCAUACACGGCCCAAAUUCAUAGGUAUUAUACAUGAUGCCACAAACUGUUUAUGAACAUAUACAAUAUAAUAGCUCAUAUACGCACAAAUACAAUGAUACAAAGCAACUGCAGGAUAAAUAACACAAGCAGAAUAUGGCAACAUGCACACCAAAAUUUAAAGAAAUAGGACUGACACGAUACGGGACAUCACAAUCAUAUUUCAGCACAGUGCUGCUAAAAGGUUGCCUACCCCUGUCCUAGGGCCUAUUCCCUACUGGAUCCCUGGGACUUAAAACAAAAUAAAAUAAACUGUGCUGGGACCGUAUUUAAAUAUACAGAACCUUCCCAGCAAGUUGGGCAGUUAGUUUGGGGUCAUCUAGAGGGGAAAAACAGGCGGUCAGUGAGCUCUGUAGAUGUUGGUCAAUUCCAGUAUGUACUGCUGCCCCAAGGAGUCCAUAACUAUUUCUCAGCUUUGCAAAAAAGAGAGAGUUUUAUAUAAAACCUGUAAUAUCCUUAUAGCAUAGAAUAGAUAAUUGUACACCUAUUUGAUUUUCUAGCAUGUUUGAAAAUAUUGUUGAACAAAGCAUGCAUAGUUUUCCUUCAUAGUGUAGGGGCAUUUCCAAAGUAACUCUGUGAAUGUCUAACCAGCUUAUUUGCUUUGAAUAUUUAUAGAAUGGGCAACUUAAUCUAAUCUGAACAAUAAGGUAAGGAUGGCUUGCACUGACUGCAUGCUUACUGACAGCUCUAACAAAACAAUGGCAGGGUUAUUCACUAAGGUGAGUACAUUUAAAUUUGAGGCCAAGAUAGCUGAGCUGGAAACAUUCUUAGUCCACUUGGCUUCCAAUUUAGCUAAGUUUGGACUCAAAUUUGUAAUUCACAAAAUACUUAAUAUUAAUUCAAAAUGAAUAGCCCUAGUCUAUGUAACUCCCUGGUUUUCAUAAUAUGUAGGUGCUUGCUGUUCCUUUGAAAGACCUUUUAUACCUUUCAUCACGUUACCCUUUGUAAACUAUUGUAAUGUUUGUAUAGUCGCUGCAUCAGGCAAACUACACAGAAAUGUUUCCACAGAAAUAACACAAAUAUAUUUUACUUCGCUCCAUAAGUUCACAGUACUAGGAAAUGAACUAUAAGAUACUAUCGCUCUGGUAUAGGACGCCGGCCGCUCUUCAUCGGAUCUUCCCUACUGUGCCGCCUACCUGCUGGAGAUGUCAGGCCGACAGAGGCACGAUGUGGCAUAUAUGUUGGGAAUGCCCGGUUAUAGUUCCCUUUUGGGACGUGGUGAGGAACGAGGUGACUGAUAUCCUUGGGGAUUCGGUUGAGUGGUUGGGGGAACUGGCCUUGCUACACUUGUCUUCCAAAUCAAUUUUACGCCAUUUGCUUAAUCCGGCUAAGGCCCUUAUUCCUGUUUUCUGGACUAAAACCUGAGAUUCCCACUAAGGAGGCCUGGUUACGAAGGGUGGAGGAUAUACAGGCAGCUUAGGAAACGCAUGCCUCUCUGCUCGGUACGGGUUCCAGACAUGCUGAGGCUUGGCAGCCGUGGUUUAUCUGUGGCGCGUGAUUUAUAAUGCUUGUAUUAGUGGGAGACGUGGGGGUCACAUGAGGGCGCCCGCCCACCCGGACACAGGAAUCCUCUUCUCCUUUCUUCUUACAUUAUCUCUAUUUACGUUGCUCUCUUUCUCCAAUCUUAUUCUCAUGACCAAUGCAGGGAAGGAUUGACACUCCCUCCUAAUAUUUAUAUCAGCCUAACUAGCAUGGUAAAGGUGAACUCUGGCAGACGCUACUGCUGGGGCGUUCUUGGCGCAUCAUGCUUUACAAUGUAAACUGUACAACGUAGAAUUCCAUACAAAACUCAUAAAAACGCUUGGAGAUGGGAGUAACAUGAUAGUUACUGCAGUCUUCUUGUUCCUAAACUCUUGGUAGGAAAGCGUAACUGGAUUGACUAGAAAAUCAAAUGUGUAACGUAAUAAUUGUUUCAUAAUUUUUAUAAAAAGUUUUGACUGUUGCUUUGAGGCGAUGCAUGCGCGGUUUCAUAUUUUAGUGCAAAUUUCAGAUAUUGAAUGAUGAUGACAGGGGGCUUGAAGGGGAUUCUCUUUGCUCCUUUUCUCUUCGUCUACUUAUCUCUUGUAUAUCUUUCUUCGCUGUCCUCUCUCGCAGGCCUCACUACUAUGAUAAUUGAUGGGAAGGACUGAACUUCACAAACCGCACAGGAUACAUUAUAGUACCAAAGGCAGAUGCAGACAAAAGUUACUACUGGGGAAUGCUCUGCAUCUCAUGUUACCAUUAUAUUUUGCCUCUGGAAAAACAGCCCGCAGUUAUGGAACGCCUGACAAGAUGUGUAUUUGUGUAUUAUCUGCAUAUAUGUAUAGAGUGAGGCCAGCGUGCCUACAGUUCUUCCUUCUUCAUAUCUUCCUUCUUCUUCCUUCUUCAUAACUCAGUAAAAAGAUUUCAACAACAAAUAUAUAUUUGAUUUAUUUGAGGUUAGACUGAUAGAAAUAUUAUAGGCAAAUGUAUAAAAUUAAGAAAUAGAAAAUGUAAUUAGGGAAGUGGAAACGAUAGAAUGAAGAAAGAAAAAUUUAACAUAACAAUGGAAGAGAAUACUCGGGGGAUGUCUGUGAAGUAUUAGAUACAUAAUUCUAUAUACCUUGAAUGCCAAGAUAUUUGCAUGGCUAGAUAUGUUUUAUUUUAUUGCAAAAGUUUCUUGGGAAUUGCAGUUAAAUAGUUUAUAGUUGCUCAUUCUUAAAGCCCCUUUCUUUAUUUGUAUUCUCAGUGUCAGUCAUUUUCGGUAUUCCCACAGUGAAGAGGGACAAACAGAGCUACUUGAUGGACACAUUGGGUUCCCUUUUCUCAGAAUUGUCUGCAGAAGAAAAAGAGGACUGUGUGGUGGUGGUAUUUAUAGCCGAGGUAAGCAAUGAAAUAUUUGACCACAGCUUAUUAUGGGAUUGGCGUUCCAUACUCCUCAAUACUCAGGGAAGGUUGACCAUGCCCAGUCCAACCAACUGGCCCAAUUAUGUUUAGUAGGGUCCUUGUCACCUGACGUUAACUGUUUAGAAUGCACACUGCCUUCAUGACAAGAACAUAUACAUUGCAAAGGGGCAUGUAAUUAUGAAAUGUUUGUUUUUCUUGGGCAUGCUUACUAAAUUAUAUGUGCAAAUUAUUGUAAUUAUUCUGUAUGAGAUUUUUGCCUAAUAUAUUCCACAAAGUUAUUGUUGAUGCAGGGACUACUUUCUAAUUUGUUUAUUCUUUCUCACGGCGUGGGGGAGAUGAAUUAUUUUAAUACACUUUAUGUGAUAAGAUCUUCUCCUUUAAAAAUGUAUACAUGGUUUUUCACCACCAUAUACAGACUACUGACUUUGAGCAAUUUGUAAUUGGUUUAGUUUGAAUUACUUUAAGGAAACUAUCAAAACUUCACUUGUUUGUCCAUUAUUGGAUUUGUGUUCUAAUAUUCUGUCUUAUAACUGUAUAAUAAAUUUAAAAAAAAUCUGAAAAUAUAUAUUAUUUUUACGUUGAUUUAAUUUUCACACACAUAUACAUAUAUAUAUAUAUGUAUAUGUGUGUGUGUGUGUGUGUGUAUAUAAUGUGUGUGUAUAUAUAUGUUUAUUUUUAUUUUUUUUCCUAAAAAUCUCUAUUCCUGUCACAUAAGUUGUGUCUACUUUAAUUUAGGAUCUGUUAUUGGGGUGUGGGCAUUCCAGAGAAUGGUUUGUCUGGUUUUCUCAAGUAAUUUCUAUAGACAUUAUAUUUCAAAACUAUAUUGGUUUUAAAUGUGUAUUUAAAACCGUAUCUCCUCCUCGUGAAUAAAUACUGAUGUUUGUACUGGAUGAUUUGCAUCACUGCACCUGUCUUUUAAGAAAUCUGUGUGUACUUAAAGUUCUUACACAGUGCAUAGCUGACAUUAUUAUUUUUUUCCAAUGAGAGCUAAAUUGACAGUCCAACUUGGGGACCUUGCAACUGAUUGAACCCACAUAUGCCAUACAUGGUGUGCAUGGGAAUGCUUAAGGGCAUAAAUAAACUUCUCAUUCUAAAUUAUAAUAAACAUUGUCUCAUUGUUGGAAGAUGAGAAAUACAUUAACACUCAUCUUCCAACAAGUAGACUGGAUAAUGCAUGUCUAGAUUUCACUGCUCUCAUAAAAAUUAAUUUUAGAGUGAAUCUUUAAGGUCCAACAGCAAAACUAUUGAUAUUCCCUUUUUAGUUAUGAAAAUAAAUGGUGUGGAUCUUUGUGUUCUAAUUUAUUCUGAACACCGGAAGCCAAGCUUAAAUCAGUUGGAUUUCAUGGGGUCGGUGUUCUAGAAACUGAAAUGGGCACAGUGGAUGGCUUUAAAAGUUUUAGAACAUCCUUUGCUUUGAUUCUGGAAUACUAUUUCUUAACUUAUUUAUCAACAAAGCAUAGAUGAGCACCAAAUAAACAGUUAUUAUUAUAAUUAUUAUUAAUUAUCAAAUUAUCAAAUUCCGCAGCGCUUUACAAUGGGUGGACAAACAGACAUGUAGUUGUAACCAGACAAGUUGGACACACAGGAACAGAGGGGUUGAGGGCCCUGCUCAAUGAGCUUACAUGCUAGAGGGAGUGGGGUAAAAUGACACAAAAUGGUAAGGAUAGUAUUAGACUAGUGACAGUUGCAGAAGAGGAAUCAGUCAGGAGCUAUUAACAGUUUAAUUGAUAUGCUUUUAUGAAGAAGUGGGUUUUUAACGAUUUUUUUUUAAGGAGUGGAGACCGGGUGAGCAUCUAACGGAGGAGGGAAGCGAGUUCCACAGGAACGGUGCAGCCCUUGAGAAAUCUUAAAGGCGAGCAUCAGAGGUGGGGGUACGGACAGAAGAUAGAAGUAAGUCUUCAGCAGAUCGUAAGGGCCUAGACGGGACAUAGUGUAUAAGGGAGGAUAGAUAGGUGGGAGCAGCAUUAUGUAGAGAUUUGAAAACAAGAACCAGAAUUUUAAAUUGAGCUCUAUAUUUUAUAGGAAGCCAAUGUAGGGACUGACAGAAGGGUGAGGCAUGGGAGGUGUGGGCGGACAGGAAGAUGAGCCUCGCCGCCGCCUUCAUUAUGGACUGUAACGGCGCAGGUUGGGAGCACGUAAGACCACUGAGAAGCGGAUUACAGUAGUCAAGGCGAGAAAGGACAGUGGAAUGGACCAACACCUUAGUCGCAUCUGGCGUUAAGUAGGGGCGGAUGCGCGCAAUGUUUUUGAGAUGGAAAUGACAGGAUUUGGCGAUAGAUUGAACAUGAGGCUUGAAGGAGAGGUCGCAGUCAAAGAGAACACCUAGGCAGUGAGCCUGCGUGGUGGAGCUGAUGGUAGCACCGUUGACUUGGAGGGAGACAGACACAGGAGUAACAACACUUGAGGGAGAAAAGACCAGAAUUUCAGUUUUGGUCAAGUUUAGUUUAAGGAAGUGGACAGCCAUCCAGUUAGAAACAGCAGAGAGGCAGUCGGAGACACUAGUCAAGAGGGACGGGGAGAGAUCAGGAGAGGACAGGUAGAUUUGCGUGUCAUCUACAUAGAAAUUAGAUUGGAAGCCAAAUGAGCUAAUGAGUUUACCGAAACACGGAAAGAGCGCUGGGAGUGAACUGUAGUUCACAAAUGAACUCUCUCAAGGGCCUUUCUCAUAUACAGGGAUAUUUACAUUGUUGUUGAAUAUGUGAGGUCAUGGGGAUCCAGAUUCUGUUGGGACUUUUGUACUCCUUCCCAUGAAGCUUGACUUAUUAGAACAAUAAUGGUAAUUAAUGUAAAAAUGUUGAAACAGAGCUUGCUAAUAUGUAAAUAAUUCCUGUUGUUGAAUCUUACAUCAUCUUUUGUGCUUGUUUUCACUCAUUGUUUGGUUUCUCAAACCAUUUUGCACGUACAGCAUCUCAUGAAAAAUGUACUUUUAUUGCAGAUUAAUUUACAGUAUGUGGAAGAUCUUGCUUAUCGCAUAAAAGAAAGGUACACAUUGUAUUUUAUCUGACUUUUUUUGUGUAAUCAAAAUAAGUUUUACAAUUUGCCAACAUCACAGUCUGCUCCUACACAUGCUCUACCAGCAUGGAAACUUCUAAAUUAUUGUCACCUGGGAUGCAUUGAACUGCAACAGUAGUAAUUCCUACCAAAACCUUAGGUUCAAUAAUUUGGUUGGGUACUUCUUAAGAUGGAAAGGCUAUAAUUAAUUAAAGGCUAGCUGUUGAUGUGUUUUAAUGAUGGUCUUAGAGUGGCAUGGAGGUUACUUGGCAAUCCUCAAUCAAUCUUAUGUAAACUUGGAAUGCAAUGGGAAAUUGGUAGUUGGCUUUUCCAAUGAGACUCGCCUUCAAAAGUAAAUCUGAACAAAACCCAAAACAAGCAAACUACAAGUGACUCAAGGCACAUUUUUGUGAAGGUUGGCUACUUGGCACAAUGAUUUGUCACAGAAGGUAAAAUAACCCAUAGCUGCUGUCCAUAGGGUUUCUAUUAGGGUUUGAUCUUGAAGGGUAAAAAAGGGAGGCUAAUAAAAGAUGAUAUAAAGGAUAUAAUAAAUAGUCCGGUUCAGAAUUUGGUGAUCUCGGUUAGAGAUCCCAUAUUUUAAAUUAAUGUCUAUUGUUUUCUCUGGUUCAUAAAAAGUGUUUGUUCUUUCAACUGAGCAUCUGACAUUCUUUUUAUUUUGAUAAUUAUAUAUUUUAUGCAGUUAUAGUAGAAAAGGAUGAUACACAACUUUGCUCCACAAUCUGAUGCAUUUGAAAGAUAAGCCAGGUGGAUGGAUGUUUUUUUUUUUUUUUAAAAAUGUUUAUUUUUAUUCUGCUUUAAGUGACAUAACAUACAAGCUCUUGGUGCCCCAAUAGCAUUCCUCGAGCACAUUUUCAAGCGAAACAGUUGGAACAUUAGGAUUUUCAGCACAUUUUUUAAACGUUAGAGUAAUAUUGAUUAGAUCAGGUUAUUGGUAAAUGUAGGUCACAAUAGCAAGAGUUGUGGGUACAAGAGGUUAAUAUACAUGACUGACCUAGGUUAGUAACAUGCAAAGUACUUUGCCAGUGUAUCUGUCUUAUGAGGCAAGUGCUUAUUAGUAUAUGCAUGAUAGGCAGGCUCAACUGUGGGUCUAGGCAUAUAAUCUAAGUCUACCAUAAGUGUAAGAAGAGAUGAGAUGCUUAGGGUUGCAGUAUGGCUGGCUAAGCGUGUAAAACAUAUAAAAGUAAAACAAAUAAAGGUUACUGGCAGAUUGCACAGCGCGUAAGUCAAUAGAGGGGGAGAUCGAUAGAUGAAUGGUUAUUUAUAAAUUGGUCAACUUAGGCCUCAUUAAUAUAAAUGUGUUUAUGUAAAUAUUUGUUUUUAUGCAGAAAAACAGUACAUGCAAACAUGUAGAAACUGUUGUUAUAUGUGCUUUAAUGGGGAAAACAAAUUUAAAAUGCUAACACGGCCAGACAAUGGACAACUUGUUCAGGAGUAACUCUCACAUUGCUGGCCAUUUCUCCAGAUACCUUAGCAAAAAUGUUUAGGGGUAUUCACCAAAGUAAGUUUCAAAUGAUGAAGCCAACAAAACUAAAUUGUAAAAGCUCUGUUUUCUGUGUUGGACUAAAGUCUGAAAUUCACUUUGAAACUCUUGACAAUUCUCACUCUAGUGAAGCCCAUUUCAGGUUUAAAUUGUACUGGAAAUGAGUCCUUUUAAACAGUUCAUUUGUUUUUUUUUUGUUUUUGUUUUUCUGCGCUUAUGUCUGUUCAUCCUGGAAAUAUAAAUAUUACAUUUUCUACUUACAGUUUUCCUCGUGAAAUACAGUCUGGUGUCCUUGAGGUCAUUUCUCCGCCAGCAUCUUAUUACCCAGAUUUAAACAAUAUUAAGGAAACCUUUGGUGACUCCAAAGAGAGAGUGAGGUACUGUAUAGCAGUCUGA